CUCGCCUGUUGCCAUGGCAACGUUAGCCUGGCUGGUGCCCCAGCCAUCAGCUGAGCGGAAGUGACGUGUGAACGCGGAAGUUUUGCUCUGCUUAUUUGGCCAUGGAGUCCGAGGAGCACAAGGUGAGUGCGCUGUCCCCGGGGUAGUUACUAUAGGGCGAUAGCGGUCACCUUCCCGCCCCAGCCGAGGCAGUGAGGGGAGCCUGGGCUUUGUCUGUUGUCGCAGAGCUGACUCUCAGUGUGGCAGGUUACACGGUGUCCAGCAGAGGGGGCUGUGAUGAAGGCCUGUGACAGCCAUAGCCUUAUUAAUAAACACAUCCAGCAGCUGACCAGGGGUCUCGUGAUGUACUACAGGCUGGGCUGCCAGACCCACCAUGGUUACCUGGACCCCCCCUAGCUUGCUUUCUAUGAGGAUGAAAAGAGCUGCCCCCCUGUAAAGUGAAUAGGGAAGGUGCAUGAUCCCUUCUUAAAGGACCACUAUAGUGCCAGGAAAACAUACUUGUUUUCCUGGCACUAUAGGGUCUCUAGGUCACCAACCCACCAUUAGGGUCCCCCUCCCGCCGGGCUGAACGGGGAGGAAGGGGUUAAACAAUCACCUUUCUCCAGCACUGGGCUCUCUCGGCGCUGGGGAACUCUCUGCCUCCUUUCCCGUCAUCGGCUGAAAGCGCAUGCGCGGCAACAGCCGCACGCGCAUUAAGCCAGUCUCAUAGGAAAGCAUUCUUAAUGCUUUCCUAUGGACGCUGGCGUCUUCUCGCUGUGAAAAUCACAGUGAGAAGCGCGGAAGCGCCUCUAGCGGCUGUCAAUGAGGCAGCCACUAGAGGCUGGAUUAACCCAUAGGUAAACAUAGCAGUUUCUCUGAAACUGCUGUGUUUACAGCAGAAAGGGUUAAUCCUAGAUGGACCCGGCACCCAGACCACUUCAUUAAGCUGAAGUGGUCUGGGUGCUUAUAGUGGUCCUUUAAUUCACAAGUAGAUAUUUUACCUGUAGAGUCUUAAUUUACACACACACAGCAUCUGUUUAACUCCUUAAGGACCAAACUUCUGGAAUAAAAGGGAAUCAUGACAUGUCACACAUGUCAUGUGUCCUUAAGGGGUUAAUAAGUCCUUCCCACCACAUGUUUGUGAUAUGUUUGUCCAGGAAGAUGUGGUGGAUCUGGCAACCCUGACCACAUCAACCAUAUCCAUCAUAACCUUGUUUGAGUUAUAGUCACAGAUAUAAAUUAUAAAGUUUUCAACAUAUCUAUCAAGUUACUCUGUGAGGUAGUGGUCGCUGUACACCUGAUUUCUCAUUUGCUGUGCAUUAUAAACAAUGUUACGUAAUCAAUGUGGAAUGUACAUGUAAUAAUAUUAUUUUUGGCACCUGUAAAGAGCUGCGGAAUACGUUGAAGCUGUACAAUAGUGUAAAAGGGGAACGUUUAACAAUAAAUUAGACAAUUACAAAAUAUUACAGGAACGAUAGGUUGAUGUGGACCCUGCUCGAACGAGCUUACAGUACUUGAUUAUAAAGUGUCAUGGGUAACACUGUCCAGAAUCAUUGAAAUGCUGAAUGUUAGCCAUCACUAUUGUAGACUGACACUCCCAAAUACCACAGGAAACCCAACAGGUGACCUAGUUUUGCAAAGGUACAUCUGACAAAUCAGUGGUUAAAUGGCAUAGCAUUAUGCAAAAUAUAGUCCAGUCAUGUAUCAGUUAUUGGACACAAAUAUUUUAGUAUGGACAUAAUAGCUAGUUUGGAAAAAAAUCUAGAAGUUCACUAUGUAUUUAAUUUGGGUAUAAAGCCAUAACAUUUUAAAUUUGCAUUUGAGUUACCAUCAAUUCGCACUUUAGUGAAUAAGGCUGUUAGAGCCAAAGAUUAUCCAUUGCUGCAAGUAAUUCUGACCACUAACUUUGUUUCAAAAACUUUUUUUUUUUUUUUUUUUUUAUGUGGCAAGUCAUGUAUGUAUCUUGCCUUCAGUAUCUUAAUAUUUACCGUGUGACUGCUCAUGGAAUUAGAAAUGGUCAGUAGUUCUGGAAAUCCCCUUAUAUUCUACUUCAUCUUUUAAUAUUUUUUGUUAUCUUUUCAUGUGAACUUGUAUUUUGUUGCCCUGAAUUCAUUAUGUGGUUUUUAAUGCAAGGAGAAAUCAGUUGGAUUUGUAAAAUUUCAGAUAGUAAAAUAAUAUUGGCAAUUUUAUAUUGAUACAAAUGAAGAAACCAUUUUCAAUGUGUAUGCUGUUGUAUGUGCUUUAAAUUUAGUUUAAAACCAAAGCAAUCUCACCCCUCCCCUCACUCCCCCACCCCCCCCAAAAAAGGAAAAAACAACUCCCGGUGGAUGGAUUGAAGAACUCUGCUUUGAAUAUUAUUCAGAUUUUGGUAAAAGUGUAUUUUAGCGUAUUUUAUUAUUUGCCGUUUCGUUCAGCUGUGAUUAAGUGGCACAAUAAGCAAAAUAACUAACUCGAAAUAAUAAAAUACGCUAAAAUACACUUUUACCAAGAUUUUUGUUCUUUUGCCUGUGAUUUACAUGGAUAAAACGCAUUUAUUUAUAAAAUAUUUUACCGGGAAAGAUACAUUGAGAUUUCUCUUGUUUUCAAGUAUGUCCUGGGUUACAAAACAUUCCAUUGUUACAAUAGGAUACAAUAUUACAAAAAUACAAUAUACAAACAAUAUAUAUAUAUAUAUAUAUAUAUAUAUAUAUAUAUAUAUACACAUACACAAAUAAAAGGUAAUAAAUAUAUUCAGCCAUGACAGGUGGAUUCUGUAUUGAGGUAUAUUGCCAUAGAUCUCUUAAAAGAUUUUAGAUUGAAUGAAGAUUUGACUGUGUCCCUGAGGUUAUUCCAUAAUUGUGGUGCUUUGUAGGAAAAUGAGGAUCGAGCCACUUUAUUUUUUUUAUUGUGGUAUGUUAAAUAUCGUGCUGGUACUGGAUUGGAAAUUAUAGGAGGUGGGAACAGCUGGUGAGAGCAUUCUACUCAAGUAGGGUGGGAGCUUCCCAGAAAAGCUCUUAUGCACAAGGCUGGAAAGAUGAAGAGUGCGUCAGGAUUCCAGCAAUAGUUGGUUUAGCUCUUUUAACAUGUCACAAUGGUGGAUAAAGUAAUUACAUUCUUGAACAAUUGGCAGAAUGAAUUAUAUAACGUAUUAAGUUUAUUACGGUGGGUUGGCGGUGCGGGUGCAUACACUACAUCCACAUAAUCAAUGACAGGCAUUAGCAUUUGUUGCACUAUCUGUUUCCUUAUUGUAGGACUUAGGCAGGAUUUGUUUCUGUACAAGGCACCUAGUUUUGGAUAAUGUUUUGAAGAGAGUUUUUCAAUGUGAAGGCCAAAGGAUUGAUUGGGGUAUAGCAACAUACUUAGAUAUUUGAAAGAACAGACUAAGGUCAGUGUGCUAUUUGAAUUUGUUCUGAGACACAGUUGUUGAUUUUGUAGUUUACGUAAUUUAGGUACAGUUUCAAAGAUCAUUGUAACAGUUUUGUCAGUGUUUAAGAAGAGUUUGUUAACCGCUAUCCACUUUUCUACAUCUGUGAAUUGGUUUUGAAGAUUGGGUUUACUAGCGUAGAUUACUGUCUCCUGCAUACCUGAUAAAAUAGAGUAAUGAUGUGGUUUUGUAUGGUCCAGUUAAUGCAUUUAGAUUCACAAAUGUGCAAGUGAGACUUGUGCAGGCCUUUAGAUUCCUCAAAUGUACUGUGAUUUAUUUCCAUUUUUUGAAUUGUAUACUUCUAUGCAAAAGGUGUGCAGUAAGUAUUUUAGCGAUGAAUAUGUCUUCAUGGGCUAAAACAUAUUGCAGUCUAGAUCUAUUUUUUCUUUUUUUGUAUAGGGCAUCAACUGGAAUAACACUAUUGAUUUACUAAGGACUUGAAAUAUGUAGCCUGGUUUUAGGAGCUUGUCCAAAAAUCUAACCACACCUUUCACAGUGUCCAUCACCCUUUCCAUACCAAUAUGAAAUAAAACUGAUGAGAGCCACGUCACUGACACAACUUAUCUUUCAAAUUACACCCAUAACACUUACAACACCCACAUUACACACCUUUAAGCCAACAAACAAGCUCAAUCCAUAUAUAUACAUUCUAGUACCGUUUUUAUAUAUGUUGUGGGUAAAAUGCAUUCAUAAUGGAGUGUCAUAUUUGUGUGUGUGGUUUCAAACUGUGAAAAGAUAAUAAAAUAUCUGGUGUAUAUUAAUUAUAUCACAAGGUAACAGUGGUAUGGUCUAAUCCAGUGAUGGCUAUCCUUGACACCAUAAAUUGUUUCUGGACUACAUUUCCUUGAUACUCAGCUAACUUUUAGACUCUAAAAGCUAGAUGAGCAUCAUGGGAAAUGUAGUCCAGAAAAAUGUAUGAUGUCAAGGAUAGCCAUCACUGGUCUAAUACUUUGUUCUGAAGCAAAAAUGUACAUUUUAAAAUAAUUAGUAAUUAGAAUUAGUUUCUUCAUUCUUUACACAAAUAAAAAUGUGACGGAGUGGGCAAAAGUUUGGGGAUUUUCCUGCCAUUUUAGUUUUGUUGUUAUUUUAAAGCUUUCAUUUUAACGACACAACGAAUAUUCAGUUAGAGACAAUAGAAGCAAAAAAACAAAGCACAAAAUCAUUUGGACUACAUCAAAUUUGUGUUCCGGUUUUCAGUGAAAUAGACUGAAAUUUGGAACAGUAAUCAUGGAUUUUGAUUGGAAAUUCAUUGAUAAUAUAAUAAAUUAGAGGGCCAUUAAGCAGCCUGCUGUGCUGGUUACGGUGCUAGCAUGCCCCUGGCACUGCCCUCCACAUUAACAAUACACAUUUUUGUCUAAUUUUGGUUGGUCAUUGCCUGACACUUAUUCAGUGUAUACAGUCCAAAUAUGGAUGGAAAAUGAUAUUGCUAAUGCAGAAGUGUAACUGCCACAGUUCCAAUAGCGGAGUGUGGGACGGCGACAUUGGAGGACCCUGAGUCUGUCAUAGGGUUAGAAAACUGUUUGACGCAGAACAGGGAGCUUGCUGGCACUAUAACCACUGCAGCUUGUUGUAGUAGUUAUGGCGCUCAGAAUGCUUAUCUAAUGGCCAUGUAUUCUAUUAAAUAUAGACUUCAUUCAAACCAAAUGUGCAUUAUAUAUAAAUGUUACUUGAGUUUGUCCCAAAGGUUUCCUUCUCAUAUGUAACAGCAUUAGGGUUACACCCUAAAGUACAGGGUUCAAAAUCCACGGCACAACUUCAUUUCAUCUAGGAAUUAUCACAGAGUAGAAAAAGGAAAAGUGUAUAGUUCUCUACACGGCAGCAAACAAUGGUUCAUAGUUGUACACACAGAUCAUGCUGGGACAAAGCAUUGCUGGGCUGUCUUUCAUUCCUUUAUUGGAACAUAGGUAUGUUGUGGUUGAUUGUCUUGUGGGAGAGUUUUAAUGUAUAUUGACUAAAUUAUACCUAAUUUCUUCUGCCCAUUCAUAGGUUAUAUUUGAAAAACAUGGCGUCUUUCUUCACACCAGUGCAAAGCGGCAUAAUGAUCAGGACUCCAUGAUCCCUGGGAUUCUCCGUAUCAUUGAAAAGGUGAAUAGAAUUAAAGAAACACUAUAGAGUCAGGAACACAAAUGUAUUCCUGACCCUAUUCUGUUAGAAACUCUAUCUUGCCCUCCUGCUAUCCGUUACCCUCUAAAUAUAGUAAAAUCUUAAUCUUUAUUCCAGUUUUAAGAUAUAUAUAUAUAUAUAUAUAUAUAUAUAUAUAUAUAUAUAUAUGGAACAAAUUGAGAGCACUCAUUGGAUUUAGUAAACAAAAAAUAUAUAUUAAAUCAAACGCAUAUAAAUCAACGUUUCGACCGUCUAGCGGUCUUUAUCAGCUCUCAAUUUGUUCCAUUUGUAUAUUUUGCUCCGGAGAGGCACCUGGUCAUUGCUGAAUUAAUGCUUUUGCUAUGGGAUGAGUGCCAGAAACUAUUGUGAUUUUUAUAUAUAUAUAUACACACACACUGUAACAGGGAAGUAUAAAAUAGGGGGUUAUAAGAUACACAAAGUGAAAACAGGAGAAAUACAACCCGAGAAUCAGGAUAAUAUGGAGAUGGUGUACGAUCUGUUGCUUGUUGAUCGUAUGCAUUCCACCGAGGAACACAAUAUCUGGAUCUGGCGUAAGGACAGUCUUAUGCGUUCCUCUGUGGAACGCAAGCCGGAACUUCAUGUUCCGGCUUAAAUGUGAGAAGAUGAUGAUUCAGUGUCCCCACACGAGCAGUGUAACACUGAAUCUCACCAUGCACAAACAAUACUAUAGGAACAUAGUUCCUAGGUAAAUUGAAAUAUAUGCUGGUGGGAUGACUAGCAUACCAUAGGCAGAAGUUAUAUGUACUAUAUAAUAAAGAAAAAAUAUAUAACAUGGUCAUAUGGGAGACCAUAAAAAUGAGAUUAGAAAAAAAGGAGCAAUAAUGAAUAGGAAAUAUAAUAAAAAUAAAUAUACACAAAUGAAAAAAAAAAUAGGGAAUGGGAAAAAAUAAUAAACAAAUUAUAAAAAGGGGCAAAUACAUCUGGGGUCCAAAAAAUGUGGAUAUUGCAAUGCAUACGAUCAACAAGCAAUACCUGGAAGCCCCAGAUGGACUGCUAUUUAAACCAGGAGGUCUUUGAUAACUCCAUAUCCCUGAUGAAGUCACUUCAUGACGAUAAAGCGGUUUUAUUUGGACUUUUAUUGCAUUUGUUUUAUGUCCAUUUUAUUUGUAUUAUCGUCCAGCAUACGAUACUUCACCUCCCAUCUGCCUCCUUGGUUGACAUGGUCAGAAGUGAUGAACUCAGGUAAUCAUUGGAUUGGCUUAGAUUGUCAAUUCUGAUGAUCUCAGCCAAGGAGGCGGGCCGUGAGCAGAGCUUAAAAACGGCUUUGGACAAUAAGAAUCUCCUCAUAGAGAUGCAUUGAAUCAAUGUAUCUCUAUGAGGAAAGUUUGGUGUCUCCAUGCAGAAGGUGAAUGACAGUGCACCUCUAGUAGCCAUCUGAGGAGUGGCCACUGCAGGUGUCCCUAGGCUGUAAUGUAAACAUUGCAUUUUCUCUGAAGCAGAAAGUAAAAAGCCUGCAGGGACUGACUAUACUCACCAGAACAACUACAACUGUGAGCAGCUGCAUGAUGUAUUUAAAAUAGAACUAUCAUAGUCGUCAAUUUGUGUAACGUUUUCUAUGUUCUAGGAGUUUCCAUUCUUCCCAACAUUUAGAUUGUUCAAAGAGGGACACUUUCAUUUUAACUUGUGUGGCUAGAGAGAAGAGAUUCACAAGCAUUUUAGGUAAUUUCAUAACCGGUUUAUGGAACUGAAAAAGUAAUUUUCAGUAAGAAAAGUAUUUUAUUUAAACACAUUUACCGGAGCUUUAAAUACCAAAUUGUAAUGAACAGAAAAUCAAAUAGCAAAAUGUAUUCUUAAAUACCCAAGCUGUGACUAUAGCAAAGUCAAAUCAGAUUCUUUGCAAUUGGAUUUUCAAUUGGUGUUUAGUGAAUAACCCCCAAGAUUUAAUGGCCGAUUCCUGUAUACGUUUUACUCAUGUGGACCUCUAUUAUAUACUCUUAUGUACCAAAAUUCAGAGCUCCUGUGAAAAGGGAUCAAUUCACUAUAGGAUCAUAGUUACAUACGCUGAAAAGAAACAUAUGUCUAUCAAACACUACCUUCCUUAAAUCUGUUUUUUGCUGUUGAUACUAGGAAAAAAUCUUGACCCCAGAAUGGCAGUCAGAUUUAUCCUUGGAUCAACAAGCUAUUACUCUACUGUUGAAAAAUUAUAUAAUUGAAUAUUAUGUUUUUGCAAGUAUGCAUCUAGUUGCUGUUUAAACAUUUGUACAGACUGAUAAAACCACUUCUUCAAGCAGAGAAUUCCACAUCCUUAUUGUUCUUACAGUACAAAAAAAACAACAACCUUUUCUUUGCCUUAGACUAAAUCUUCUUUCUUCCAGUUUUAACGCAUGACCUCGUGUCCUAUGUAUAGUCCUGUUUGUGAAUAGAUUUCCACACAGUGGUUUGUAUUGGCCCCAAAUAUAUUUGUACAAUGCUAUCAUAUCCCCUCUGAGGUUUAAAUUUGUUAACCUUUCUUCAUAGCUAAAAUGCUCCAUUCAUUCUAUUAAUUUUGUAGCCCGCCAUUUUUUCUAGUGCCAUAAUAUCCUUCUUUAGAACAGGUGCCCAAAAUUGCACAGCAUAUUCAAGAUGCGGUCUUACCAGUGAUUUAUAAAGAGGCAAAAUUAUAUUCUCAUCCCGAGAAUGAAUGCCCUUUUUCAUGCAUGAUAAUACCGUACUGGCCUUAGCCACUGCUAAUAGACAUUGCACAUUGUUGCCUAAUUUGUUGUCUAUAACAAUUACCAAAUCCUUCUUGUGUGUUGUUAUCCCUAAUUCACUACCAUUUAGGAUAUAAGUUGCUUGUGCAUUCUUUACGCUGAAGUGCAUAACUUUGUAUUUUUCAACAUUAAAGGGAUACUGUAGUCACCAAGACCACUUCAGCUCAAUGAAGUGGUCUGGGUGCCAGGUCCCUCAUGUUUUAACCCUGCAGCUGAAAACAUAGUUUCAGAUUAAAGGUGUUUUAACCUGUUCAGCGCCACAGGAGUGGGACCCUGAGGAUGGGGGCACCGUCAGGGCACUAUAGUGUCAGGAAAACCGCUUAGUUUUCCUGACACUAUAGUGAUCCUUUAAAUUUCAUCUGUCAUUUGAGUGCACAGUACCCCAGUCUAUCAAAAUCCCACUUCAGCAAAGUAAUAUCUUGCUCACAUUGUAUUACUUUACUGAGUUUUGUGUCAUCUGCAAACACUGAAACAUGACUUUCAAUGCUUUUUUCAAGAUUAUUUAACAUGUUAAAUAGAAGGGGUCCCAGACCAGAACCCUGAGGGACACCACAUGCCAACUCUGUACAGCUUGAAAAUUUACCAUUAAUGAGAACUCUCUGUACUCUAUUUUUAAGCCAAUGCUCUACCCAAGAACAAGAACUUUCAUCUAUACCAAUUUCUUUGAGUUUGAACACUAAUCUAUUGUGUGGAACUGUAUCAAAUGCCUUGACAAAAUCCAAAUAGAUCACAUCCACUGAUACACCCUGAUCUAUACUUUAACUUCUUCGUAGAAUGCAAUUAAAUUAGUUUGACAUGACCUAUGCCACAACCAUUGCUAGUGACAGAUCCUCCUUAAGUCAACUUUGGCAUUCCCUGUAAGAUAACAUAGUCCUGCUAUGUCUUAUUAUAUAUUUUGUUUGUGUUGGAAAUUAAAUUAAAUUCCAUCACAGUCAACAUGAGUAUUUUGGUCGACUUUCGGGGGUUCCUGUGCGUACACUGAUGAACGCUCCCCCUAGCUUUUAAGGAAUUAAUGCUUCCCUUGUACGGUAGUUCCUUACUCCAGUACGCUGUUCUGCUAACUGGUUGGGAAGUCGGACAGGCAUCCUAUCUCCCAAGACAACAGUUUAACUUGUGUGGUCUGUAUCUGUAGGUGUUUUCAUUUUGAAAUCUGUCUGGUCUAUCUAUCUCUUUAUUUUUAAGGAAAAAUAAAAGAUUAAGGGGGGGCGGAGCUUGCAACUCAACAUGAACGGACGCCAUAUCUAACAGCUCCCAGACCACAUACACUAAAUCCACAAUAUAUCCAACUUUCCAGAACCCAUGCAGCCACAACACACGCUCAGACGGCAACAGCACAACAAGCUGCACCUUUCGAUGCCGUUCUUCCAGCCUCAGAAGCUGCAGAAGCAGAAACACAAGGUCGGGGCCUACCACGCACCAUCAAGCCUGGGCCUCGAGGAAAUCCUGCACGGACAUCUAGCGAAACACAUCGACCUGACGUACCCGCUGAACAUUCCAGACAUACCGGAACACACCCCGGCUAUGGGAAGCCGCUCCCAAAGGCACCAAGGUACCGGAGACAGGGAUAUAGGGGCCAUGUUUCAAAAGCCCGCCCUUACCCGACCGGCACCUACGGCAGCGCCGCCGGAGCAUAACCAGGCACCCUCCCAUACUCAGCAGCGCCCAGACCAACCGGGGAGCCCCCACAUAAACCAACCAGACAGGGCGGCAGGGCAGGGACCCGACCUCCAAGGGCACUCUCAAACGCAACAGCCCGAAAUGCCACACACCCAGGCAUAGCAGAGCCAAGACUCACUGAGGUACCCCCAAGCAACACAGCAGUACAGAGCACAAAACCCAACUCAGCCCAGACCUACCUCACCCAGAUGCCCAUAAACAACACAAUCACCAACACUGGAGACGGAGGAUGACUCUGCCCCAACCACAAAAAGGGAUCUGAAAAUCUUGCUGGCAGACAUCCACAAAAUCUUGCCAGCACACUCAGCAGUCCUCAAGACAGAAUUAAGCAAGGUCACAGAAAGGGUGAGUGCCACAGAAAAGGUGGUUUUCGCAUGGCUAUAUAAAGCUGCCCAAUCUUAAUAAGUGGACCAUUCAAUUUGCAUAGUGUCCACAAAGACCACGUUGCAAAGAUGGAAGAGUGUAGCAAUUGUCCUUUAAAGUGUUAAAAAAGGAACUUCCAGUAUUCAAAGAUGUGCUCUAGUAGACAACUACUCCAUUUGUUUUCCAAAAUAGGUUUUAUUAUUUUGUUUUCAAGCUACAAUAUACUGUAUACAGUAAAAAUGCAUUGUACAAUGAGACGGACAUCUGACUUCCAAUUCAAAUUUCAAAUGUUCCAUACUUCCAAGUGCGUGGCAUGUGACUGUGUGUGCAUUAUUCUGCCUUCUGCUCCAAGAUGAUUGUUUUUAGUAAUAGGAAGCAAGAAAUAUCAAGCACAUAAAAAAAUGUUCCUUCUUCUUUUGACUACUUUGUGACAGAGGCCAGCACUCCGCUUGAGUGUCUAUGCCAACGGUCCCUCUCUGCCCGUACUGGACACCUGGAGUGAUUACAGCUGUUAUAACUGUCUCACCUAAAACCAGAUGAGACGUAGUAAAUAGUGAAAAAGAACUAGUUUAUUGAGAACAAGCCACACUUUUAUAUACUCGACCCCUGUAGGGGGGGUUCAUGGUUGUGGGUCCUGCUGCAGUGGUUGUAUAGUGGCAGGGGUGUCCUGGUUCCCUCCCAGGAAAAGUGGUCAAACCAUUCACAAACACUCUACACACCAUGUCCACUACAGCUUGUUGUGUCUUAUUUGUGAUUUCGUUUUCAGUCCAUCGCCGUUCAUUGUUUAGUGAAUAACCUCUCCUUACUGUUUUGCUUGCUGCUUUUUUCAGAGGUCAGAUGUGAUCCUGCAGUGGGUGCCUGUAGAAGAAGAUGGAGAUUCAACACAGAUUCACUACAAGAAAGUAAGUGGCAUUUAUUAUGUUUACCUGGGACAUUCCUUGUAGGAGAAAUUCUCAAUUUUGUUUCAUUUUAAAAGUGAAAUAAAUUUCACUUGCAGCUAUAAUAACCUGAGUGCUGAAUGAGUAUCACGCUGAGACAACACAACAUGUAAGUGUAAUAGAAUUCAGCAGCGAACUGUCUUGGCAGGAGUCCUCUACACAGAUAAUACAGGAGCUACAUACGCUCUAAUUUGGACUAAGAAGACUAAGAAGUCGGGGUGGGGGGAAUCUGUUAUUGAUAUCCAUGUGUACAAGCAUGAGCCAGCCGGAGACAACCUGACUUGACUGACAUUAAUAUGGAGUUCAGUGGCAUUGAAUGUUUUUGUCCAUUAAGCACUGCUGAGCAGUAUCCUGGAACAUCCUGUCCUUUCCUAUGGCAAUCUUUUGCAGUGAUAUUCUGCCACAUGGGCAUACUUUGCAUGAGUUUCAGAGAAGCAGCACUGCUUGCAUGCAGGAGCUGCAAAAACAAGAGAAAAUAAAUAAUUUAAAGAAUGUGUAAACCGAUCCGACAGUGCUCGAUUUCUGAAAAUACUUGUGCUCAGUAGCAGGCUUAAUAAUGUCAUAAUGUGCUGUGUGCCUACCAGUAAGUCGAUCCCUGGGAUUUGUUCGCUAGCUAAUUAUGUUCCAUACGAUUGCAGCGUAAUAUGUAUAUAUUGUCAAACAGCCAUUAGUGGAAUGCAAAAGCCUGUUAAAUACCCCGAGAAUGUACAGGCAGGAAGAUGAAAAACAAGUUUAGAGUUUUGUUGCAAAAAGUUGAAACAAAAUGUUGGUUCCAAAGUGUCUCAUUUCUCCUUGGAGCAACAAUCUAUUAAUACACUGCAUAUUAGCUGUUAUAACUCUAAAAUGGGCUUGGGUGCUUUUUUUUUUGUUUUGUUUUUUAUAGCAAAUCAGGUAUAGCAAUUUGGACAGAAACCUCUACAACUUCAUUCUUACUAUGUAAUAAGCCCCUUGCCCCUGCUGUGACUUCAUUCAUACUAUUCAUUGAGCAGGGCCCUCAACCCCUUUGUUCCUGUGUGUCCAACUUGUCUGGUUACAACUACAUGUCUGUUCGUCCACCCAUUGUAAAGCGCUGCAGAAUUUGAUGACGCUGUAUAAAUAUCAUCAUCAUAAUAAUAAUAAUAUGUUAAAAGCCCCUUGCCCCUGCUAUGACUUAAGUCCUAUUGUUAUGUAAAAAGCCUCUUUCCCCUGCUGUGGAGGAAAUCUUGUUUUUUCGUCUAAAUAUAAGCCAUUUUCUCAUUUGUACAGUUCUGUUAAAGGACCACUCUAGGCACCCAGACCACUUCAGCUUAAUGAAGUGGUCUGGGUGCCAGGUCCCUCUAGGAUUAACUCUUUUUUUUAUAAACAUAGCAGUUUCAGAGAAACUGCUAUGUUUAUAAAUGGGUUAAUCCAGCUUCUAAAGCCUCUAGUGGCUGUCUCAUUGACAGCUGCUAGAGGCGUUUACGUGCUUCUCACUGUGAAAAUCACAGUGAGAACACGCAAGCGUGCAUAGGAAAGCAUUGUAAAUGCUUUCCUAUGAGACCGGCUGAAUGCGCGCGCAGCUCCUGCCCACGUUGCGCAUUCAGCCGAAGAGGAGGAUCGGAGAGGAGGAAGAGAGCUCCCCGCCCGGCGCUGGAAUAAAGGUAAGUUUUAACCCUUUCCUCACCAUCCAGCCCGGCGGGAGGGGGUCCCUGAGGGUGGGGGCACCCUCAGGGCACUAUAGUGCCAGGAAAACUAGUAUGUUUUCCUGGCACUAUAGUGGUCCUUUAAGGAACAGGUCACCAGAGAGUUGCUGGUGCUGUAUAUUCUUGUACAGAGAAGCUAUGAUAAGCAUAUUUUUCUGAAUAAUGGAUUGGGAUCUCUCCUGAUGGAUUUUACAUAAUUGUAAAUGCAAUUUUCCAUUUUGUGGAAAAACAAAAAGAAUUGUGUGUGCACAGCUGCAUGUUUCCUGAACGUAUUAAAGUAUUAAAGAGACCUGGAAAUGGAUUUGUAUGAUUCUAGCAUGGAAUCAAUGUAUUUCUAUAGUAAAUGAAUCAAAUGAUGUAAACGCUUUCAAGACUGAGUUGAUAGUAAAUUAAUGUAUUCACUACACCAUGAUUCUUUUGUAAGACAUUACUUAGUAGUAGAUCUGUAUACAGGAAUGGGUGCUCUAUUUAUUAAUAUUCUUGGGGCAUCCCUUACCCCCUUGUGACACUACGGAAUGGCUUUCGAAGUGCAGUUCACAAAUAUAAGCAGUGCUUAGGUUUCCAGUCGUUUUUUUGCUACACCUGCCGUUGAAUCUUUGGUGCCUGAGAGACAGAAUUAUACAGACUAGAUGCAGCGCACAUAGGAGAGCACAAUAGUUAGUUCUGUGAAAAUCAUACCAAUACUCAUUACCCACCAGCAGGUGUCACUGCAGAGAACGGUACAGUAUAUUGUGAACUGAUGCUGAGCUCUUAAAGUGCACCUGUUCUAAAAACAAAAACAUGAAGUGGGAUGAGAUAUGCAAUAUGCAGAUUAUUAUGUGAUUUAACCCCUUAAGGACACAUGACAUGUGUGACAUGUCAUGAUUCCCUUUUAUUCCAGAAGUUUGGUCCUUAAGGGGUUAAACUUGUAAUGCUUUAGGAAGAUUGCAGCUCUCAAAAAAAGCCCAUGUUAAUCCUCUUCGAAAGAACUUCACUUUUGUCAAUUAAGAAAACUCAGUACAUAAUAGGAAACGGGCAGAGGAUAAACUAUAAAGUGGUGACUGGCUUGCAAACAUUGGCCAGGGUUUGCCUGCUAACUGCUAUUGCUGUUGCUGGGCAAAUAGGCAAGUGAAUUAUAAUGAUCAAAUAUGCACGCCACCAAAUGCAUUUGGUCACAAUCAUAAUUAAAUUGAUGGCUUUGUAAAGUCCGGAUUUGAAUGCGAAAAGCACGGAUUUUAAGGUUGACACAGAACACAUCCACCAGAUGGCGUAGAUUUAGUCAUGAUUUCAACAGUAUCCAGCUUUAGUAAAUAUGAAAAUUGCCGAUCCUGUAAAUUUCACAAAGUUUUGUCCAUACAGUCAAAAUCUUGUGUUUAAUGAAUUGAUCAAUGAACACUUUGAUUGACCUGGCUUUUUCCUGGAUGUUGGGCGUUUAUAAAUGUUUGUGAUAUAUCCAGAGGGAAGCACCUUGUGCUGUUUAGCUGAAACGGCAGGAUUUUUUGCAGUGCUGUGUCAAAACGAUUUUAUGAUGAUGCUAAGAACCUUUAAUUAUGUUCUAUAUUUGUUUUAAAGAUUAAUUUAAAUGCUCGACUAGACUAAUGCUCAAUAUACUCUUAAAAGCCGUGAUAAUUAUCUGUACAAUUAUAAAUAAUUAUUAUAAAUAAUAAUAUAAACAAAGAAAAAAGUUACAUGAAAUCUACGUAACUUAUGUUUAGAAUUAUUAACAAACUAUCUAUUAUGACGGUGUCUAACAUUAAACUCAAUUGUAAAUUCAACCUUGUCCCAACAGCUACUAUUGAACCGAACACCCCUUAUCCGUUAGAUCAUUUCUAAUGAUAUAUUUCAAUCUAUUUAACAGGAUUCCCCAGACAGCACCUCAUGUCGAGCAGAGGAAGAUUUGUUUGAUCCAGGCUAUGAGCCAGAUUGGGCUGUUAUCAGCACUGUGGGUACCAGGACUCGUGCCCAAGAUGAUCUGUCAGGUACAAUUCAUGUGUUUUGAAUUUGAUAUAGACUUAUAUAGUUAUUUCAAAUGUUACACUAGAACUUUAAGAACAAUAUUUGGGCAGUACAUUUUGACAAGAGUAGUUGUGAAAUAAUGAUGAAUUGCAGUUUGUUUUAAUACUCUUUUUAUUGAAUCAACAGAAAUUUGUAAUGGUGAGCUUUUGGGAGUUUGUUUCUUUAUCAAGUCUAAAGCAUUAAACAUUUUCCAUUGAAUUGAAGUUACUGUUGAAAAAUUAUAAACACCAAGAUAACUGUAUUUAUACGUUUUUUCAGCACCACUCUUUCACUUGCCACGACUAAAACGUGUGCUUUCCUGAAGUUUUGUUAUUCUGUGGCUAGUUAUUGCCAGUACUUCAUAUAUAACCGUCGGAUUUAUUUUCUUUGGGAAGGAACAUUCCCUUGAAUUGUUGUUGUAGACCUAUUGAAGCCAUAUUGAAGCUGCCAUGGUGGUUAAGUUGGCAGCCAAUCAUGUGAUUGACAGGAGGUAAACUCCAAGAACCCGCUGACUGUUUGUUUUUCUUCUUCAUUUACUUCCUUAGCCCAGAAACCUGGUCAUCGCGGGAAAUGGGCCUUCUCACUCAGUCUAUCAGAUCUCAAGUCCAUCCGCAAAGGCAAGCCCGGCUUAGGCUGGUCCUACCUCAUAUUCAUAACCAAGGAAGGGGUGUCCUUUCAGGCAUUACAUUUUCAUCAAGGGGGUUCAAAAGCUCUAUUAAAAGCUCUGCAGAAAUAUGUCAUUCUUGCAACGUAAGUACUCGAUAUUUCUCCUUUUUCUCCAGUUAAGUACUGGACACAAUAUGUAUACAAUAUUUAUCUCUUAUAUAAAGUAUGAAGAAUAAAGAGAAGGAAUAAAAUAAGUCGUGUUGUAGAUCAAAUGCCAUUGGGUGGGAAAGGUCAAGGAUAUUGUUAUAAAUCUACUAUUCCUAUUAUUCUGUUGUUGUUGUUAUUAUUAUUAUUAUUCUACUAUGAAAUUGUCAAUAACAACAACAAGCUAGGAAAUAAAUAAUCAGUGGAGUAAUGUAGUCUUUGUAAGUCAACAUCAGAUAUUUUGUAUUUGGUAACGGAUACAUCGAUGAUGUUUUGAUGACUCUUCGAUGUAUUGUCUUGUAAGCAAGUCCAUCAGUGCUGAAAGAAAGUACACAGCAAAAAGGCUAAAAGCCUUCCUUUUUAAAAUAAUUAUUGAGUAGUCCUAUAGGUUUCAGUAUUUAUUAUUUAUAAGAUGAAAUUUGUCCUAAUUAAGCUGUGCUGUAGUUCCAUUCGCUGUUUUGUAGUAUAGCUAUUUCACAAACCAUUAUAUUGCUGAGUGCUGGUUCGUGUCCGUCAAGGGCAGACAAAGGAGAGUAUUUUAUGAUCAGGUACACUGUUUGUGAAUAUUUACUUUUUUCUAUACAUCAUAUAAAAGCAUCCUUAAUUGAACACUAUUCUGGAGAAACACUGCUUUUAGAAUAGCCGUGUGGAAACUAUUUAUUUAUGAACAGUUAUUUGAAAUACAUUGGAAAUAUAGAUUUACUAUUAAACUCACAUUUAAAAGCAAUGUUGGUGGGAAUUGUUUUUAGAAAAUGUAACAUAGCUCCCAGAUAUAGGCAAAUAUGAGGAAACCUCUAAAGUACAAUAUGUUUAAAUAAUUCCAAAAAGAACAACAGAAAAUAACAUGGAUGCUGAAAGUAAUAUAUUUUUCUAACAGCAAACAUGCUAAAUAUUACAUAAAUCAAGGGAUUUGUACCUACACUACACAUUUCAUAAAUAUUGUGAGUAUGUACACUCUGUAGUCAUUUAAUUAAAAACACUGAUUAGCCACAACAUUAAAACUACUGACUGGCAAAGUAAUCAACAUUGAUUUUAUUGUUACAUUGGUACCUGUUAAGGGGUUGGAUAUAUUAGGCAGCAAGUGAACAGUCAGUUAUUAAAUUUAAUGUUUUGGAAGCAGGAAAAAUGGGCAAGCGAAAAGAUCUGAGUGACUCUGACAAGGGUCAAAUAGUGAUGGCCAGAUGACUGUAUCAGAGCAUCUCCAAAACGGCAUACCAAAAUUGGUGAAAGGAAGGACAACCGGUGUACCGGCAUCAGGGUAAUGGGCACCCAAGGCUAAUUCAUGCACGUGGGGAGCUAGCCCAUCUGGUCCAAUCACACAGAAGAGUUACUGUAGUUCAAUUUGCUGAAAAACGUAUUGCUGGCCAUGAUAGAAAAAGGUGUCAGAAUACACAGUGCAUCGGAGUUUAGCUGCAGUCUGUAAGAGUGCCCAUGAUGACCCCUGUCCACCACCGAAAGUGCCUUCAUUGUGGACGUGAGUGUCAGAACUUGACCAUGGAGCAAUGGAAGAAUGUUGCCUGGUCUGAUAAAUCUGUUUCUUUCAGAUUAGAUGGAUGGCUGGGUGCUUGGUAAGAUCUUAAAGAAUAAUUUAAUAUAUUGUUAGAAUGGCAAUGUAUUAAAAUUGCAAUUUUGCAAGGGGAGCUCCUGACUGGCUUGGACCCCAUCCAUUACAGGUGAAACACCCGGUCAUGGUCACAAUAGCAACCAUAGCAACCCUUGCAGUUUUCUUAGAUGGUUAGUAUUUACGUUUCUACCUUAAGGCCACCUCUAGUGUUUGUUAUGGCCACUUGAGGCCCUUCCCGAUGUGGUCAGGCAAUCUUCGCAGGACUGAACACUACUCUUAAAGAUACACUGAACCAGUGCAACUCUAUGAGGAGAUUCUGAUUGACGCAGUACGGCACUAGCCCCCAAUGCUUAACAUGUAAAAUCAUUGAGUUGGCUUAAAUAAUCAGUUAUAUCGAUCUUAGCCAGGGGAGGAGUAGCGGCCACAGUGAGACCGGCACACCAGAUGACUAUAAAUUGAGUAUAUUUGUAAUUUGUUAAAUGGUUGUUAAAUGGUUGCUACAACCCUUUUUACAGGACCCUUGCUUUUAAUGUGGAAUGCUUUGUUGGGCAUUACUGUCUAGGUCCCUAUGUUCUAAACCAGAAAAAGAAAGCUGAACUUACCUGGAAUCCAGCUCCAGAUGAAGCUCCCCUCACAGGAUUCCAUGCCUCCUCCAUCAUCACAGGCUUCUUGCUUGAUAAAGUCAUAUGGUGGGGAGGUCUCAAAUGACAAAACAAAAGGCUGAAAAGAUUUGUAUUCUCCCGGACAAGAGAUAAUAUAUCUCUGUAUGUGCAGCUUUUCAUUCAGAAAUGCUGCACAUAUGGACUCCUACCACCAUGACCACUUCUAAAAGCAGAAGUGGUCAUAGUAGUUGAAGUAACCCUUUUAGGGGGUGCAUUACAUCUAACUAGACAUUCUAACUUUAGAAACAUGUUUGUAUUCCUAAUGUUAAAGUGUUCCCUUAAAGGACAACUGUCACCAGAUUUUUUUUAAUAUCGUAAGAACCCUUGAAGCAUGUAAUGAAAAGAUAUAUGGCAUUUUUGUAAAAUGAAGGAAGAACGUGUAAAAAAUACCUGAAAAUCUGGCCUCUACUUUCACUGAACACUAGACCCCUCUGCCAUAUUCUUACACCUUCGGUCGGACUGAGGUAGAAACCAAACGUUUGGUUCCUGCUUCACUCCGUGCACAGAGCGGUGAUGUCAUCAGCCAUUGCCCUGUGUGAUCUACCUGGUUCAUUCCCACCACAUUGGCAAUUCUCAAUGCAGACCAGGCAGACCACACAGGGCAAUGGCUGAUGACGGCAUCGCUCUUUCAAAGUAGUGAAGGAGGAGCCAAACGGUCAGAUUCUACCUCAGUCCGACCGAAGGUGCAUAAAUAUGGCAGAGGGAUCUAGUGUUCGGUAAAAGUAGGGGUCAGAUUUUAAGGUAGCUUUUUCUUCAUUUUACAAAUGCCAUAUGCCAUAUCUUUUUAUUACAUGCUGUCCAACCGAAAGUGUUUGAAUAUACAGAUAGGUAUGGACAGAAAAAACUGUCCAGAUAGAGUGGAAAGUUGGUAAUGAAUGUGGACUUCCUGGAGGGUAAAAACCCGUUGAAUGGAUUAGACAACAAAUCUCAACUAGUAUAGAAAAGCCCCAAUAUAGGCUUAAAAGAUACAGUAGAAAGUGAAAAUACUAGAUUCUAAAUGUACCAGGAAAUAACUUGUGAGAGAUCUGUGAUAUUGAGGGAUCUAGUGUUCUGUAAAAAUAGGGGACAGAUUUUUAGGUAUUUUCUACAUAUUCUUCAUUUUACAAAAAUGCCAUAUAUUUUCAUUACAUGUUGCAAGGAUUCUUAUAAUAUUUACUUGCAUACAAGUUUCAGAUGACAGUAGCUGUAAACACUGAUAUAUUUACAUACUCGUAUGAUUUUUUUUUUAUUUAGGGAGAUGGGUGGGGGUUGUUUCUUAAAAUAAGCUCUCUUACUAGGUGAAACAAUUUAUAGUUUGACAUUGAUGGUGUUUACUGCGUCAUCACAAAACCUGAAUUGUAAUUGCUGACGAGAAGGUGACAGCAGUUUGUGUAAUUUCCAUUACAAGGACACAAUAAAAGGUUGAGUUUGCAGAAUAUUUGCUGUUCCGUAAUCACUGGGAUUCCUGUAUUUCAGCUGUGUCCUGCAGGGUGAACAUUAUCUUUUGUCUGUAUGGCUAUAAUUAAAGGGGAACUAUCCCAUUCCUAGGAUUUUCAAUAUUAAAUUUACUUUCCCCCUAUAUUUAACAAAUAUGUGUUUUUGAGUUCUGAAAAAUAAAAUUAAAUGUUGAAAAUUCCAUACAUCUUUAUUUAGAUCUAUUCUGGAACCAAGCCCAUUAUCUUGGCUCCUUGUCAUUGUUAUAAGCUCUGACUUUAGCACCUGUUAGUCAGCAGGAAAAUAAUUGUGAUUGUAGGAUAAAAAGAUAUAAUGGAGGAUAUUUAUCAUUGCCUUUUGAAACGUGACUGUUAUAUUCUGUCAUUAUGUUGAUCGUAUUUGUUUAAGCGAUCUGAAAAUUGAUGGUUUGCUUUAUAGUAAAUUCCAAUUUUUUUUUUAAUUUCAGACGACCACCAGAUUUACUGAGAACACAAUUCUACCACUUUAUUUUCAGAAAAGUGGUGGAAAAUGUAAAAAAUAUGUUAUAUUGCUGGACAAAUGGCAUUUAUUAAAAAAAAUGACAAAGCACAAAAAAAGCCUGACCACUUAAUAAAGUACAUUUUCAGAAAAUUACAUGUAAAAAGUUCUCGGUAAAACUCCCUUAAAGGAAAACGAUAGGGUAAGGAACACAAACAUGAAUCCCUGACCCUAUAGUGUUAAAAACACCAUCUAGCCCCCCCCGGUAUCCCUUGCCCCACUAAAUAUAGCAGAAUCUUACCUUUGUUCCAGUUUGCUGGUGCUGGCUCUGCCCUGGUCUGCCUCCAUGGCAUCACCAGAAAUGAUGAUCGCAGCCCAUAGGAAAGCAUUGGAUUGGCUGAGACUGUCAAGGAGGCAGAUCAGGGGCAGAGCCAACACAAGCCAAACACACCCCUGGUCAAUCAGCAUCUCCUCAUAGAAAUUUAUUGAAUCAAUGCAUCUCUAUAAGGAAUGUUCAGUGUCUCCAUGUAGAGGAUGGAGACACUGAAUGUCCGUGCUGCACAUUAUGCAGCACUGCCACAGGAACCACCUCUGGUAGCCAUCUGAGGAGUUGCCAGUGAAGUUAUCACUAGGCUGUAAUGUAAACACUGCAUUUUCUCUGAAAGACAGUGUGUACUGCAAAAAGCCUGAAGGGAAUGAUUCUAUUCACCAGAACAAAUACAAUAAGCUGUAGAUGUUCUGGUGACUAAAGUGUCCCUUUAUUAUUUGUGUUUCUCUUUCUCCAAUGCAACGUGAACGGUGAAGAAUUUUCAUGAAUUGUACUCUCUGGCUGUGUCUGCAUUGUGAUGCCAUUUGCUAGAUUUUUAACAUUUGUUUAAUAGCAAAAGGAAGUAAUGGAAGUAAAACAAAAGGAUAUGUUUAAUGCAGGGCUCGACAAAUCCCAGGUGCCAGGUUGCCAUUGUGACUAAAUAUUUUGUCCUGGCACCUGGGAUUGGUCAGCCUGUUCCCCCCUCCUCCUGUCUCAAUCCCCGUGAAGCUCUCUGUGCGCCGAGAGGAAGUGAACUGUAAAUACUUUCUCCUGGUGCCAAGACCGCGCUGGGUAAUGGCGAGCUGGCGUGACAGGACACCGGGUAAAUAUAGCUCGGCUCCCUGCCCAGCCCCAUUCCGCCUGCCCAUGUUCCUGCAUGACUUCAGCCCCGGGAAGAAGUAAUUAAAAUUCCAUUCACUUCCACCCGGCGCACAGAGAGCUGCACGUGGCUGUAGACUCUGGAGAAGGGGGGAGGAGGGAGUCUGGAACAGCGACAGCGUACUCCCAUAAGCCACAGUCAGCCCCACUAACUUGAUGUUACCUGCCAAUAGGGUGGCAUAGCAUGCCUUAAUGACCGGGCCCUCUCUGUAGCCAGUAUACUUAUCCUCCUCUCUGAAUCUGAUUGGGGGGACUGCAUGACAGUCAAGGCAGUCCCCCUGCAGCCAAUCCCACUGAUCCGAGUCGUGUGUUGCAAUGACAAUGCAAUCACAUAUCUCAGAUUGGCCGGAUACAUAUAAAGUGGUUAUAUAUUGCGUUUUGAUAUUAAUAUAAAUAUACAAAAUUAUAUAAUUUCAUUCUUUGUGUAUAUUUAUGUAUUAUUUUUACAUAAUUAUUGAUUAUGUUAAUUAUAUAUAGGGGGACCUGCCUGACAACCCAGGCAGAAGGUCCAGAGAAUGUAAUUUGCAAGCCCUAUCUUUGACCCUGUAACUUUCCAAAACAACAUAAAACCUGUACUGCAAAAAUAAAAUAUGAACACUAACUUAGGCCAGAGUUUGUGACUAAAUGGCUACUAGAAAAGACUGGACAUACCCCAUUUUGAAUACCAUUAGUUGUCUACUUUUGCAAAUGGUAUGACAUGAUGGGGGUAAUUUUCAAUCCUGGGCUGCCAUACGGUCUCAAAGGCAACAGAGGCAGAGCAAACCAAUCUGGCAAAUUUCAAUCUGUAUAAACUGAAAAGUGGAAAUUAUUAAAUUUGACUCUGUAAUUUUCCAAAACCCCAUAAAACCUGUAUAUGGGGGUUACUGUUGUACUUGCGAGACAUUGGUGAACACAAAUGUAAAAGCUAACAGUAUUAUGACAUUCACCGUUAAAAUGCUAUGCAGAACUUGGAAAAUAACAUAAUUUCUUAGCCUUUCACACUUUUUGAAAAUGUAUUCAUAUUGAAUUGUUUUCCAUAUAUAAAUAUUUAAUGUGAAAUGAAAGCCCCAUAUCUCAAAAUUAUAUAUAAUAAGUGUGGGUGCGCUUAAAGGGACACCAUAAGCACCCAGACCACUUCAGCAUAUUAAAGUGGUCUGGGUACAGUGUCCCAGGUCCCUUAACCCUGCAGUGGUAAUUAAUGCAGUUUUCAAUAAACUGCAAUAAUUACCUGCCAGGGUAACGCUACCGGACAACCACUAGAGGGACUUCCCGACGGUUAGUCGAUUUGGACAUCCAACUUCACCCUUAGCCCCAUUGGAAAGCAUUAUACAAUGCUUUCCUGUGAGGGAAGUCCUGAUGUGAGUGUGGCUGUCAUUAUGGUCUCCCCCGCCAGCUGACGUGGCGGGGGAGUAGCGGAGGCAGAGCCUGAACCAGCGCUGAGGGACAUCAACAACUUUGUAAUAUGAAAGAGGUGAAUUAUGGGUAACAGACAUAUAGCUCAAAUUCUAGGUUUUGUUUUGGUUCAGAACUUCUCUUCUAAAUGGCAGAGAAUUGAGCAGUGAGAUUACAGGGGUAUGAUCUACACACCAAAACUGCUUCAUUAAGCUAAUGUUGUUUUGAUUUCUAUAGUGUCCCUUUAAAUUUAAAAUUCACUUUCCAUUCUAACUUUAGUGAAUGACCCUGUUUCAGAAAAAGAGUUUGAAGUAAACGGUUUUAAAUGAAAUUUCCGUAUGUCAAAUAUAUAUUUUAUCUUAGUUCAUUUAUAAAUGGUGUGCACCUUUUAAUUUAAGCAGAACGUAGAUUAAGAGAGCAUUCUUUUUUGUAUGUGUCUUACCAGUUCUCCAAGGGAUUCCCGCCUGUACUUGGUUUAUCCACACGAUUCCCACGCACUCUCUCACUCCUUCGAUGAACUCCAGCUUUUUGACGACGGUUCCUCUGACGUGGUGUCUGUAAGUUUCGGAUCCUUUUUUUUUUUUCUGUCUCUAAUAUUAUCUGAACUAAUCUUUGAAUUUUAUAGCACUGCAUGUUCACAAUAUAAUUAAAGGGACAGUUAUUUCCCCAUUUUCAAUUAAAUGUAAAUUCAUGCAUUCAAAAUAAGCAAAGAGAAAAUUAAUUGGGGGGAAAAAGCACUAUUAUUCAAUAAAACAGAAUUUCAGUGUAUUAAAUAGGAAUGACAAUUUGAGGUUGAAAUAGCCAAACUGAGACUAGUGUUGAGAAUAUUACAAAAUUUGCUAUUUUAAGUGCAGUCUUUCAUUUGAAUUUAAUUCUGUAAUAUUAGGAAUUUAGUGAGAACCAUGUUAAAAGCGCUGCAUUAAUGCCAAAUCCCCUACUGCUACCCAAAACCGGAACUUGGCUGUGAUCCCAAUGCUACCUUUAUUUUUAAUCGGAGCUGAACAAUUCCUAGAAACCCUAACAGGGGCAUUUGUAAAGUCAAGAAACACCUGAGAAUGACCCCAAAUUUAAUUUGGUGACUCCUUCUUAAAGCCCCUCCUUGGUACCUUCUGAAUACCACCACUUAAAACUUUGCACAUUCACAGUUACUUAAGGAUGCACACCCAGAUUGAUAUACACACAGACACACAAGCGCUUAUAGAUAGACACAGAAAGGCAAAUACAGACAAAGAUAGGUAUGCACAGACAGGUACACACACAUCGAUAUACAUAUAUACAAUAAAAAAAAGAUGGCCCUGUACUUGGAGGGGUGUUUGGGAAGGCAGGUGGCCAGUCACUGUAUCAGUGCUGUUCAUUGAUCUCCCUGAUCACUUCUGCUGUCAGGCUGCUGUGUUCUCCCUGCCUGCCAUGCUGGUUUUCUGAAUGAGACUCCGAUUCCUGUAGUCCAAAGUCUCUGGCUUAUUACUCCCGGUCCCUAUUGCGCUAUACAACCACUGACCAACCAAGUUCUAGUACAGCACAUGAUUGUGGAGUGCCAGAAAUUCAGUUAUAUAUCUGCACAGUGUGCACUCUACCCUUAGUCUCCGAGUCUCCAGCCUGCCCCAAGAUAUGGGACUUGGUGUAUUUUAAAGCCAGGGCUUUUGAGGGGCCAACACUGGCCCCUCCUUCGCAACGCCCCUGCCCUCCAUAGGGCAUGUAAUUCAGCACGUGGCAGCCAGUGAAUGCAAAUAAUAAUAUUUCCAUUCAUCGCAUAGGAUGAAUAGAGCUUCUGCAUUAGUUUAAAACAGCUGUAGUCAGGAUACUGCUAGUUAUUGUUUUAGAGCUAUAAGAUGAAUAUUGCAACUGUGCAUUUGUACAUUUUAGGCUCCUCUAUAGUAAGCUGUGAGUGGGGUUUGUAUGGCAGAUUUAUAGUUAUUGGAGGUACGGAGAGGAAGCAUUUGCUUCUUCCAGAAAUGUCUUUCAGGUCCUUUUGGGAAAAGAAAAAAACAUAAACACAAAAACCGCCAGAUACCUUAUUGGGGCAAUCUUUCCCUUAUGGUCAUUUAAGUUAAUUAUUAAAGCAAAGCUUCUAUCUAAUUUAUUUUUGCAUCCAUGGUUCAUUCAGUGGUAGGCCAAUACAGAAUGACUAUCCUUAAACUCUUGUAGAACCCUUCUUGGGAUUUUAGUCUGAACAUAAUAUUUACCAGUUCCUUGCAGACAUAGCAUGGAUCUUUUUUACAACAUCUUUCUUAAAGACAGGCAGCGCUACAUCAAUAUGUAAUACAUAAAGCACGGUCAAGACAGAGAAUGGAAUAAUUAGGAAACAUGGGUCAUUUUAUUAAUUUUAUUUUUGAAACUCUUGUAGCCUGUCUUAGCCCACCAUGCUUCUCUGUCCUUGGUUUUGGAGCGGGUUCCCUGCUCUUUGGUUGGUAACGUCUGGUAUGUCAGGCUACAGGCUAUAUGUUCUUCCUGAUCAUAGAAUAAAUAUAUAUUAGCCAUAUUUUGUCAAUAUGCAUUAGUCCGGCCGGGGAGACCUAAUGCCGCGCAUGCGCAUUAGCGCUCUCCAUAGGAAGGCAUUGAAAAUGCAUUUCAAUGCUUUCCUAUGGGGAAAUGAGCGACGCAGGACGUCCAGCGACACUCUAGCACAGGUUUCCUGUGCUAGGAACCAGGAAGUGCCCUCUAGUGGCUGUCUAGUAGACAGCCACUAGAGGUGGAGUUAACCUUGCAAGGUAAUUAUUGCAGUUUAUAAAAGAACUGCAAUAAUUACACUUGCAGGGUUAAGAGUAGUGGGAGUUGGCACCCAGACCACUUCAAUGGGCAGAAGUGGUCUGGGUGCCUGGAGUGUCCCUUUAAUGGUCUCUCUGUGGGACCCUUUCCCUCUUUGCACGUUUGGCUAAGUGGAGAAUAGUACUCCAGCUUGCCUGAAGCUGGUUUGUAGACUCUGCUUAACCAUCAUUUAGUAAUUCUGCCACUACCGUAGUCAACCACAGAGACAGAUAUAUUUUAGAAUUUUGAUGCUGCUCAGCUUAAGGUUCUUCUUAUAUACUGGCUUAUACCAGGCCCUACUGGGAAGGUUGCACCACUUCUUGUCAUGGUAUGCCAUACUACAUCUCUUGGAGAACACCUCAGAGCCUUGAAGUUGGCAUUUUAACUCCGUACUGCUGUGCCAUGUAAAAACAGGCAAUGAGCAUCUCUAACACCCAGAAUCCUUGCACAUGCCAUCUGUUAAAGGGUUGCUAUAUACAGUCUCCGGACAGGAAAGCUUUAGAAACCUUCUAAAUGGCAUAUAUUUAGUAAUUUCCAGCUGAAAAUGUGUCCACUGCAGGGCCUUAACUCGUUUGCUUCUAGGCUAGCUGCAUUAUACCCUUUUAUGUAUUGUUUUUGUGUGCUAAUUGCAUCGUCUGUUUUGUAUGCUCUGUACACAUGUGACACUCCAACUAAAACUUGUAUUUCUUCCACGUAGAAGUACAUUUUUAAUUUCCUGUUGUACCUAUUUUGCACAGUGGCAUUAUAUUAUUUUUUUCUUCGCUCUCUUGCACUUUAAGGGAAACAAAGUUGUUUUCCUGGCACUAUAACUCCCUAUAGCGCCUCCCCCCCCCCCCAAACCCCUCUGACUUACCUGAAUCCAGCGCCGAUAUCCCUUGGCGUUGGUUCAGGCUCCUCCCACACCGACGACAGCUGGCGGGAGGACCAAAUGCGUAUGUGCGGCGAUGGCCACUCUCGCAUUAGUACUUCCCCCGUAGGAAAGCAUUGUACAGUGCUUUCCUAUGGAGGUUUACAUGACACUGGAUAUCCUCAUGCAUAUCGUGAGGACAUCCAGCCCAGUUUUUACGUGACCAAAAGUUGCCUAACGGCCUGGAAGCUGCUCUAGUGGCUGUCUGGAAAACGGCCACUAGAGGUUGAGUUAACCCUCAAAGGUAAUUAUUUCAGUUUAUUAAAAACAGCAAUAAUUACCAUUGCAGGGUUAAGGAACCUGCGACACUGCACGUAGACUACUUCAAUGAGUGCUCACUUAAACGUUUUCUUAAAAGGGUGUCCAUUGUGUCCCUUUAAAUGUUGUAAGUAGUUUAAUGCACUAAAUCUUUAAUUUCGUUUGUACUGUCCCAGUGGUUGCUUGUGCAAUAAUAUUCACACACAUGUACUUGCUGUUAUUAUACCGAUAUUGACGCAGGUAUUUGUAUGCAUAGUAUUUUGUUGCUGUGUCUCGGGGUUAACGCGUUGCGUUGGCUACCGUGCUGUUAGUUUAUGCUUCACUGUACCGAGGAACUUGAUUUUUACCAUUCACACGUGAGCUUCAUCUUGGCAUGUACAUUAAUUCAGCUAUGCUUUUAUAGAAUACCUGGUCCCUAUUCUUUUUACACUUUGCUCAUAUUCUCUGCAACACCUCGUGAAAAUGUCGGCAUUUAAUACCAUUAUGCUGGCAGUGGCUCUAGCAACACUAUAUGCGAUGUCCUUUUUUUCCCCUCCUUUCCUUCCUUGCAAUUCCACACAUGUUGUUACUGAAUUCUCCAGCACUAUACAAAUGACCUCAGUCAGUUGCAUUGCAGUAAUUUUAUUACCCAUAUCUAGAAUCCCAUUGUCUUUGCAGUGUCAUCAUUUGUGGUGACAUACAGUGCUGUUUAGAAGACCCCGUGUUUGCUGUAGUUACAUAAUUGGGUCUGACAUCUGCAGCACCAUACCGGGGAACGCAAUCUUUUUUUUUGGUUACACUGCAUAUAUCCACACUGCCCAAUGCAUUGUGUGACAUAUACAAUUAGUUUUUAUUGCAUUUAUUAUUCAUCUGAGCAUUUGUAUGACAUUCUUAGCUCUUGUUUAUGAAAAUAUUUAACCAGUUUUGGUUGCUUUGUAUUUCUUGGUGCUCAGUGGUGUAUUCUGGUUUUGUGCUGCCCAAGGCAUGACAAAACUCAGGCACCCCCCCCUCUCCAAAUUUCUCUUCCUGACAGACACACGUCCUCACUGAUGCAUGCACUGACGUACACUUACUUACAGAUACACAGUCAUUGUUACACACACUGUUUAACCUACACACACUUUCACUGAAACAUACACAUUCACAGACAUAAACACUCACUCAUUAACAGUUACACACACACUCACCGACAGACACACAUAUACACUAACUGACAUACACGCAUUCACCGACAGACACAUACACACUCACUGACAGAAAUGCAUACACACUCACUUAGUGUCAGACACACACACAUACACUGGGACACACUCACUGACAGAUACACACUGACAAACACUCACUGACAGACAAAUAUACACUUAGUGUCAGACACACACAUUGACUGACAGGCAUACGCAUACAUACACUGACAGACACGCACUCUCAGUGACAGAUACACACUGACAGACACACAUUCACACUCCCUGACAAACACGUAUACACUCUCACUGACAUACACACUCUGACAAACAAAUAUACACACACACAGACACACACUCACUAACAAAUAAACACACUCUCACUAACAGACACACAUUAACUCUAACUAACAUGCACACACUAACACUCACUGACACACACUUACUAACACUCACUAACAGACACACACACACACACACUCUCUCACUAACAUUCACUAACACACUUACUAACAUACACACACACACUAACAUUCACUAACAGACACAAUCUAACACACUCACAGACACACACACACUAACACUCAGUAACAGACACACACUAACACACUCAGAAUUUAAAAUUAAAAACUCAAAUUUAAUCCACCCAGCCUCCCUACCUUUGGGAGUGCUGGAGUGGAUUCUUCCCUGUGGUCCAGAAGAGCUGGCUGCAGCUCGGCAGGCAGUCGGGCUGACAGAUGCAGGGUGAAGGCGGGUGGCGAGGGAGCUCUGAUCAUCCUGUUCAGCUCCCUCGUGCGCCUUGUAGUGAUGCCGGGGCCGGAGUCACGUCAUUUUCCAGCUCCGGCAUCACUGCGGAGCGUGAGAGGGAACUGAGCAGGGAAGAACUCAGGGGAGAGUGCUCCCUUGCCGCCCGUCUCCCACAUAAGGUAGAUGCUAGCCUCGGGGGGGCCAUAAGGUGGCUAGCCAGCAAGCUCUAGGGCCCCCAGGACAAGAGGCAGGCAAGGCCAGGGCAUUUGGGGGCGGCUUUUUUUUUGCCGCUCCCUUGAAAGUGCCGCCCACGGCAAAUGCCUUGUCAGCCUCGCGGUAGAUACACCACUGUUGGUGUUGUGUUCUGCAUACUAUCCAGUUCUUAUUGCAGCUGCAUUGGCUAUUUCGAUGCUAGUCUCUGCAGAUAGCCUAUUUUUAUUAUUACAGUUACAGUGUGUGUUUUGGUCUAAGUCUCUGCAGAACGAUGCCGUAUACACCUCUUUUUAUAACGAUUAUCUUCUGUUUGGUGUCUGACUUCUGAGACCAGGAUUUUUUUUGUAAACUAUUUUUCUGAUUUAUGCUGUUUCUCUUUAGCAAAGUCUUUGUCUCUUUCAAUGUUUUGUGCCCGUCCAUUGCAGCAUUUCUGAUGCAGUGCUUACCAGCUGUAGUCUGGAGUCGUCCCCCCUCACCUCUGAACAUUGCAGGUGCUGCUCAUAGCAAUCUCCUACACUGAAUGCUUUCAAACUGGCACAUCAGAUUCUUAUAACCGUGCAAACUGCAUCCUUGCAGCAGUAUCUGCAGACAGUUUUCCAUGGGGGAAUAGAGUCAUAAUAUUUACAGGCAUUGUCAGUCUUAGGCUUCAUUUAAAUCAAAGGAAAAAAACUUUUCAGGGCAUCGCUUCCCCUUUUGCCAUAUAUCUGUUGAUGCCAGUGUAUCUUUGCCCCCAAUACUCGUAACAGCUGGGUACAUUGUGUUGCUUCAGAAACUGUAGGUGGCAUCUUCUAUAUUUUGGUAACUUUUUUUUAUCUUUGUAAUGAGUUACGCAGUCCCUUCCUUUCUCACAUUAAAUCAUUGUUAAAUGAUGUUCUUCAUUGCACCAUGAAUUGUUGAAAAUGUCUCUAUAUUUGACAGUGCUUAUUUUUGUUGUUCCUUAUACUUUGUUAUGAAUCUCCAUUAGGUGCUUAUCAGAAAUCUUGGUCUCCCUCCUGCCUUAUUCACUUUUAUAGGAUAUUUUGGGCUGGUUGGUCUUAGCGUUACAUUUUGUAACAAUUGUUUGCUCUUUUAUGUUUGGAUGUUGUACCACGGUUAAUUGUCCUGUGGGUGGCGCCUAAGCUGUGCUUGUUUGUCUAGGGUUCUUGCUUCAACCUCAGAUAUUCAAGGUUCUCGGAUAUCAGAUCAGUCCGCAACUUGUGGACCAACUAGAAGUGUAAAAUUUCCGGACAUUUUGAAGCCAUGAAAAAUUGAAUUUUUUGAAAAAAAAAAUAAAGUAUUGUGGAGUAGUUUUUACAAAUUGAAAAUCCUUUUGUUACACUGGGAACAUGGUAUGCAGUGUUUAUAAAAGUAUUAUGCUUGAAAUAGUAAUUAUUAAUAGUAAAUAAUAAACUGAAUUUGCUUUUUGAAACUUUUUGUUACAAAUGGAACAAUCAGGUCUGUAUAAUUUAAAGGAACACUCUAGGGUCAGGAACAAAACAUGUAUUCCUGACCCUAUAGUGUUAAAAACACCAUCUAGCCCCCCUGGUACCGCUUGCCUCCCCAAAUAUAGUAAAGUCUUUAUUUAAUACUGUAGCUACUGCCUCUGCCCCUGGUCUGCCUGCUUAAAUGACAUCAUCAGAAGUGAUUAUGUGAGCCAAUCACAAGGCUUCCCAUAGGAUUGGCUGAGACUGUCAAGGAGGCAGAUCAGAUCAGCAUUUCCUCAUAUAAAUGUAUUGAAUCAAUGCAUCUCUAUGAGGAAAGUUCGUGUCUCCAUGCAGAGGGAGGAGACACAGAAUGGCAAUGCUGCACAUUAUGCAGCACUGCCAGAGGAAGUACAUCUAAUAGCCAUCUAAGGAGUGGCCAGUGGAGUUAUCACUAGGCUGUAAUGUAAACACUGCAUUUUCUCUGAAAAGACAGUGUUUACAGCAAAAAGCCUGAAGGUAAGGAUUCUACUCACCAGAACAAAUUCAAUAAGCUGUAGUUGUUCUGGUGACUAUAGUGUCCCUUUAAGGACAUUUAAACUGUACAUAAGAACAGGUAUCCUCCCUGCUCUUUCCCUUAAAAGCAACAAAAAUGAAGAAACCAUCAACAUAAAAAAACAACCAAAAACUCUUCCUUCAGGAAUUUUACUGAGAGCUCUGAUCACAAUUGUCCAAACAGAUUUGCACCUUAGCACCAAUUGCAAAUAAAAAGAUAGGUAACUGGCAUUAUUUGUGCCAGUAGGAUUUGGACACAUGGCGUUGGCGGUGUAAGGACCACCUCAAUAUAUAAGCUGCAUUGGAGUGGCCUGAGAGGACAGAUACAAUCAACUACUUUAUACCAACAAUCAACUUGUGCAUACCAACAAGAUGGUGCCCGGCCACAACCAAACUAAACUGAAACCUUUUUUCCUGCAGCGCCCCUAAAGACAGAAGUGCAUAUUGCUCUUAUUUGAGAAUUGCAUUCUCAGCAUUUGAAUUGUAUUCCAGGAUUUGCUGGUCUUCAGGUGAGAGAACUUGCAUAAAGACAUAAAGUCUCAGAAGUCUUUCAUUAAGUUCUUCAUCUUAUAUAGUUUGAAUACCAUGUCAUAAGCAUAUUAUUUAUUCCACAUGCCAUAUUUUGUCCGGGGGAAAAAACAACAACAAAAACUGCUUUGGGGGGAAAAAAACCUGGAAAAACUGUUUUUUUUCCGGGUUUUUUUUUUCCAUGCCUUCUCAACUCUAAGACAAAUUAUGGCUGUGGAAGGAAAUAAGAUUAUUACUGACUUAGUAAUUUCUUUCUUCACUAGACAGUAAGUAUGGGAUCCAAAUACAUUUCUAUGAAGCUAUUUGUAUCCUAAUAUUUUUAUACAUUUUUGAAGCUAUUUUCAUUCUUUUAUUCUGGCUCCGCGAUUUCCCUCCUACAUUUUCACACUGCUAGCUGAUGUGACAUCCUUUUGGUCCAUGGGUUUAUACAGCCGGACAAGCUAAAGUUAUUGUUUGCCUUUGUCUGCCUCCAACAAUGACUGCACUUACAGUAUAACCCAUCAGUUCUCUGUUAUAUACCAGAUCAAGCAUGUCAAACUCAGUCUAGCAAGGGCCAAAUAAACAAGGUUUAAGUUUAUGUGGGCCACAAAAAAAAACCCCUUACAUUUUCAUAGAAACAUAGGUUUAUUUUGAAACGUACAGUAUAAAAAAAAAAAAACGCAUCCCCCUCUACUAAACCACAGCACCCCCCAUAUACUAAAUCACAAUCCCCUCCUCUACUAAAUCCCAGCACCCCUCUCUAGCCAACAAACAGACUCCACUCACAUUGCCGCUGCCAGUAUGCGACUCUGGAGCCCGGUCUCUGGAAAUCCCAAAUGGCGCCGACCGCACCCUGUGCCAAAGCGGAUCCUUCCACUACUUCUUGACACCCUGUGAAGGUUGAGCACUUCGAUGUCACGUUGGAAUGUGACGUGGCGUUGCAUCUCCAGGUCCUCCACUGUCCAGCCGCGGCCAUUGCAACACUAAACGACACACACACACACACACACACACACACACACUCACUCACUGACAGACACACAUGCACACACACACACACUGACAGACACAAAGACACUUACUGACACACACAGGCACACACACACAGACAGACACACACAUACUUACUGACAGACACACACACACUCUUCCCAUUUUAUUGUAUUUAUUUUCUAGCGAUUCUGCUAGUUCUGCUGGAAUUCUCUGUUAGUAAAGUUUUUAAACUUCUGUGUGCUACCAGAAUAGAGCUGACUCCAUGCUUGUAGCUGUAAUGCAGCCCCUUAAGCCCACCCACUGAAAGGUAUUGGCGGAAUUAUUUAAUGUGUAACCAGGACUAGAAAUCUCAAGUCCUGUGUUAUUACUAGGCAAGCUCGAGGGCAAAUGAUAAUUUGAGCCAUGGUAAAAUGACAUUGUAACUAAACUAAAUUAAACUGUUUAAAUUGUAAACUGCCACCAAGAUGUGCUCUCGAGAAGGAUGUCAUCUUAAACAAUUUAUUUUUAAUCUGUUUAGAGAUUUUUUCAGGAUCCCUACUCUGCCACAUUUGGAGGAUUUUCUAAGGUUACCAACUUUUUCCGUGGAGCUCUGCGACCACAUGAUGGCACAUACCAAAGGCCCUUAUCAGAAAUGGCCGUUGGGCUAGAGGACGAGCCAGGCUUUGAGGUGAUCACUUGUGUAAGUAUCACAAAAUAGUUUAUAAUCUAUUGAAGCUGAGGGACAUAUUGAAAUUCGUACUGAAAGACCUUUUCUUUCCUGCAUUUCUCUCAGAAAGUCGUGUUGUAUUUGACCUUGUGUCUAUCAUUGCAAAGGGAGCCUGCAGAAACGAAAAAAGUGAUUUAAUUCUGUGCUUGUAAACUUACACUGCUCGGCAUUCUGGGAAAAUAGCAGGGACAAUGUCUUUCAGAGCUGCUGUGUGUGAAGCAAGCAUUUUGGAAGGUUUGCCUUUGACAUAUGUAGAUAAUGCACAAAAGAACUUUCAUUUAAUCAGUAGGGUUUUACCACUUUUCCAUCUGACCACAAGACUUUUGUUAAACACGAUGAUGACAGCCUUUGUAGCCUUAUUUUUCUGAUUCUUUUAUUUAUUUUUAUUUUAAAUUAAGGGAAGGCAGAGAAUAUCAGAAAUCUCUGAAACUGUUGAACAUGCAGAAAGAGUGGGUUUUUUAAGUCUGAAGAAAAAUCCAGCGAUGAGGACCAAAACAGACCAUACAAGGAGUUAUUCACAAAUGUGAGAAUUGCAGGGAAUUCAAAGUGAAUUUCUAAGUGAAGGCUAAAGUAGCCCAACGGAAAGCAUGUUUUUCCAGUUUAGCUAUUUUAACCUGAAUUUAAAAUUUACUUUGAAUUCCCUGGAAUGCUCACGUUAGUAAGUAACUAUGUAAAAGUAGAUGCUUUUUGUAAAAAAACAAAACAAAAAAAAACAUAUUUAGAAAUUUGAGCUCUGUUUAAAAUAUUGCUAGAUUUUUAUUUUAUUAUUCUAAACAUGCCCUAACUGCUAGGCCUAUUUAGUAUAUGUCUUUAUUUUCACUUAAAUAUCCAGAGAAAUAAAACCUUUAAAUAAAAUUUGUGAAUACAUUGCUAUUCCAGUCAUGGACUUGAGAACUGUAGACAAAUAAAAGAACAUUGUCGGGUUCUGAGCCUUUCAACAUCUCUCUGAGAUCUACUUGACCAUUGGUUGAGAGCACAUAUAGACCAGACCAAAGAUCUCACUGCUGUGCAAGGUGACACAUUUUCACAAUACCUCGAUACGGAUUUGCAACCAAACCUAUCUUCGUUUGGGUUAGUGUGUGCUCCCGCUUGAUGUUCAAGUAAAUGGCAGCAUGCUAGUGAUUAAAGGCUGGGAACAUAAAAAUAUUAACAUGGAUAAGAUGGUUGCUCGGUGUGUUUAAUUGUCAUCCACCCAUUGCAGCAAGUGGAGCUGGGAGAACGCCCCGUCAUACAGCGCCAGGUACCGGUCAGUGAGCAGGAGUGGGAGUGUUGCUUUGACCCUGAAGGCCGAGUGAUCAAUGAAGAUGUCUUGAAGAAGCGUAUCUUUUCUGGAGUAAGUGUGAAGGAACAGAAUUGGCUUCAACCUAGUUAAGAGUCGUUAGUUAGCAUGUAAAUACUUGGGGGACAUGAAGUUUUUUUUUUUGUUUGCUACUAUUUAACAUUGAAUGUCUUAUUUUUCCUAUGUAAAUUUAGAUUGUUUUUGACCAUCAUUGAAAUUCCAACAGAACAAGAAAGUAUAUAUGAGACAAAGUAGUAACAUAUAUUGCCUCAUUGGUAAAAUGUAACAAAGGGUGGUGCUUUGAACAACUUCCAUUACCCAUAUGCUGUUGCAAGCAACGGCUGAUGGCAGUGGACAUUUUACUGUAAAGUGCACAAAUAAUGUCUAUGGAAUUUUAUUGCUAAUAUGUAUCAUUCAUGGAAGAUCCUGCAGUUUUGUGCAAUAUAGAUCCCCUAUUUAGUACCUUGGUAUUCUAAGGUGAUAGAUUUAAGAAAGAAUAUCUACCUUCUGUUUCUCCCCAUACCUCAGAUGUCAUUAUGGAACCUGACAUGUCAAUGCUGCAGUGUUUUUGCAAAAACAAACAAACCCUCAAGUGACCGUUGAGCCUAACGGUCAAAUAUUGAAAGAUGUAUUCGGUCUCUGACAUCUUUUCUGCUGAUACGGAACACUGGUUAUUGCUCCCUUGCGUGUUCUUGUUACUGCUAAAUGAGUCAGAAUUCUGGGAUAUUUACACAAAUCGAGAUUGGCCAACCUAAACUGUUAUCCUUUCUUAUUAUGAAUCUACCAUGUUUGCUAAGUUCAAGAAUGCUUGUUGUUGAUAGCGCUUUUUUUUAAUUGAUUCCAGGGCCUUAGUCUAGGGCUGAGAAAAGAAGCCUGGAAAUUUCUCCUUGGAUAUUAUCCAUGGGAUAGCACAACUGAAGAGCGCAAGAGUUUGGUUAAGAAAAAGACGUAAGACUAUGUUCACUGUUGUGGCCCUGUGAUCUCCAGUUUAUUGUGAACGAAUUACAUCUUUCUUUUUUUGUAGGAUGGCAUAAUUCUCUUUAUUGCACGAACUAACUAUGAUACUUCUCAUCAUUUGAAUGUGGGUCUCUGCACGCUUUCAUUGGCACCUAAAAUGCAGAGAUCCUAAAGCAACAUAUUUUAUUAAAACAUUUGCUAGCACAAUACCUUACAGACUUUAUAUGUUGUGCUCUUAAAAGACAUUUUGCGUGAAAGAUGCUUUCUCCAUAAAUCCACCAGAAGGACUGGUUUAAGAUUAAUUUUACAUAUACAACCAAUAAACACAGAUUUUCUAUGAGCUCUGACUGCUAGGUGAUGAAGAUGUAGAUGGUAGCUUUUUCAUUUUCUUUGGCGUUUGUGUGUCUUUUUAAAUACUGCAUAGGGAAAAAGAAAUGUAUAGUUUUAUUUAUUUUGCGGUUUUCUUUUUAUCUAUUUGUAUUGAGCUGUAAAUGUUUUGCUCACAUAUGUUUUUUUUUUUUUGCCUUGAAUAUAUUCCUUUUAAAAGCAUCUAUCUAUUAUCACAUAUAUAGAUUUACUAUUUAUUUAUUUAUUCAAUAUUCACAAUCCUAUUCAGUUUUCCUCAUUUAAGAUCAUAUUUCUACUGCAGCACACAGAUCUGGAUAUUUGGAUGUGAAUUGUGAGCAGAUUCCGUGUAAUAUGGCGAUAGAACCGGUUAGACAUUUUACCUGCUGUCAUUAAAUUUAGUUCCUUUCCAAAUAGACCACAGUCAGGGUUUGCGUGCCCAUUAACCACUUCAGUCCCUUAGGAUCCUGCAACACAACACAAACCAAUCUGCUACUUGCCUUGCUUGUAAAAGUCUAGUUAACACUCUCCCUCUCCCACACAUGUGACAAGUUGUAAACUGCAGCUAAACAAAACAGAGUGAUAGCAUGGGCUAAAUGCCAUCUCCAUGGGAUACUGCUUAACACAUGGCUCUAUGUUUCUCUCGCUGUUACCAGAGAUGAGUAUUUCCGCAUGAAGCUGCAGUGGAAAUCUGUGACGGAGGAUCAGGAGAAGAGGAACUCAUUGCUGAGAGGUUACCGCAGUCUCAUAGGUUGGUUUAAAAAAAAAAAAAAAAAAAAAGACACUUGCUGUGACAUUAAAGGGAUAGCAUUCUGAAAAAUAACCUGUUGUACAAAGAUUUGUAAUAACAGGGAUUAUUUGUCAGGCUAUGCAUUUUAGAUUCAGUUAAUCUUGGGGCUGCCACAGGAAACCCACAGUCCCUUUAAAAAGACACUGAUGAACCCACUGUUUACUGAACAUAUCAGAGAUGAGCCAGGUUGAACUACCAUGGUUUGUAAUCAUAAUUCAGAUUUGAAAAAAAGUUGCAAAACACACAGAUAUUUACCUAAGUGUGGCUUCAAUGUGACUUUCAAAUUCAAGGCUAAAAUAGCCAAAUUGGAAACAAUCUGUAAGCCAGCUAUAUUUAAAGUUCGGCUGCUUUGGCCUAAAAUUUGAAAUUCACUUUAAGUUCUCACUUUAGUGAAUAACCGUGACCAUUAUUAUCGAGUUUCCACGAGGAAGCUUUGAAUAUAUGAAGAAUUGAAUUUAAGGCGUCCAAGAUUUCAGGAUAUAUCCCGGCCUGUCUAAUUUUUUUUCUCAAAUUUUUUUUUGCGUCUGGGAUGAGCCAACUUGAUGCUGUAUUUUGAGUUUAUAAAUUCUGCUAGAUGAAAAUUCUUGAAAUUAUUAACCUAAAGCAAUCUACACACUAGACAACUGAAUAAGGAGCAUGUACCUAGAAUAGAUAAAAACCUAUAAGCCCAUAAAUAUUGCUCCCUUGGUUCUGUCUUACGGUGACCUUUUCCUUAAUUGAGCCCUUCCAAAGGAAACCUUUCUGUGAGCACAUCACAUCUGAAAUGAACGCCCACAAUGCGGACAUCUUAAAGUAAAACAUUUUAUUAAUACCUUUGCUAGCACCAUAUUUUGGGGAAAUGUUGUGCUCUGUGAAGUCAUUUUUGCUGACAGGUGAUCUUUAAAGGACACUCUAAGGACCAUAGCCACUACAGCUAAUCCAGUAAUAUAGACAGUGAUUCUUACUGUGUGCUUCCCACUUCAUAUUUAAUACUUCAUGUAGCCUCUUGGAUAUUUAAAGGACCACUAUAGUGCCAGGAAAACAAACUAGUUUUCCUUGCUAGUGCCCCUACCCUCGUGGCCCUCCUCCCGCCGGGCUGAAGUUGGAGGAAGGGGUUAAAUCACUUACCUUUCUCCAGUGCCGGGCUUCCUCGGCGCUAGGGACUCUCCUUCUCCUUCCGAUGUCAUCGGCUGAAUGCGCAUGCGCGGCAAGAGCCGCACGCGCAUUCAGUCAGUCCAUAGGAAAGCAUCUUUUCACUGUGAUUUUCACAGUGAGAAUCACGGAAGUGCCUCUAGCGGCUGUCAGUGAGACAGCCACUAGAGGCUGGAUUAACCCUAUUAUAAACAUAGCAGUUUCUCUGAAACUGCUAUGCUUACAGCAGGCAGGGUUAACCCUAGAGGGACCUGGCACCCAGACCACUUCAUUGAGCUGAAGUGGUCUGGGUGCCUAUAGUGGUCCUUUAAAUGACUUUUCUAGCAUUGUUUGCAGUUUGUAUUAAUUAUUCCAUUAAAGCUUCACGUCUGUUUGUUGCAGAAAGAGAUGUCAGCCGGACUGAUCGUAACAACAAAUUCUAUGAAGGAAAUGACAAUCCAGGGCUAGUUCUUCUCAACGAUGUGUUAAUGACCUACUGUAUGUUUAACUUUGAUUUGGGUACGUGGCACAUAUGACUGGAAUCCCAAUACUCUGUUCCAUGCUAUCCUGACUAGCCACUGUCUUGUAUUAGUAUCUAAUCUCUCUAAUCACUGUCCUUUUUAAAAAAUCUCCUAUUAGUCUGUCUUUGUUCUUUUUAUUUCUUCUUCUUCCUUUCUAAUAUCGCUAUCCACUGUUCUUUUACUCUGGAAUCUUUCCCCCUGUACACUUUAAUUUACUAAUCUUACUGGCUGCUUUUCUCUUUUAGGUUACGUGCAAGGAAUGAGUGACCUGAUAUCUCCUAUCCUGUAUGUUAUUCAGAACGAGGUAGAUGCAUUCUGGUGUUUCACAGGAUUUAUGGAGCUGGUGGUGAGUGUACUGAACCCAAGUUCUAAAAUAAUAUAAUCUGUAACUAAUAAUUGUAAUAGCUUAAAGGGACACUGUAGUCACCCAGACCACUUCAGCUCAAUAAAGUGGUCUGGGUGCCAGGUCCCUCAGGUUUUAACCCUUCAGAUGCAAACAUAGCAGUUUCAGAGAAACUGCUAUGUUUACAUUUGGGGUUAAUCCAGCCUCUAGUGGCUGUCUUCCGGACAGCCACUAGAGGCACAUCUGAGACACUGGAGGCACAUUUCGCCUCCAUCACGCAGAGCGUCCAUAGGAAAGCAUUGAGAAAUGCUUUCCUAUGGACACUUUGAAUGCGCACGGCACUUGCCGCGCAUGCGCAUUCGGCUACGCUGACGUCGGCAGUCGAGGAGAGGUGACUAGCGCUGGAAUAAGGUAAGCUGCUGAAGGGGUUUUAACCCCUUCACCGCCACGGGAGGGGGACCCUGAGGGUGGGGGCACCCUCAGGGCACUGUAGUGUCAGAAAACCGCUUUGUUUUCCUUACACUAUAGUGAUCCUUUAAGAUUGUUGCAAAAAUAUAUAUAAUUAAUGUAUUAUCCUUGAAGCUGUAUUUCAAAUGUCUGUUAGUAAUAACAAUAAGAAAUCUAAGAACAUAGAAGCAUUUCAUUUUCAUUUCAGCACCACAACUUUGAGGAAAGCCAGGAGAGUAUGAAGAAGCAGUUAGCCCAGCUGAACCUCCUUUUGCGUGUUCUGGAUCCUGCGCUCUGUGAUUUCCUGGGUAAAGCAUAUCUUUGUCAUGCUCCGAAAGUGAUUUAGCUUAAAUCACACUAAUCAGAAGCAUAAUAAGGGUUAUUCACCAAAGUGGGAAUUGUUGGGUUUUCAAAGUGAACUCAAAAUAAAUCUAAAAUCGGAGGACAAAUUAGCCAAAACUUGAUGCGUAGCUGACUUGGAGACAUUUUCUAGUUUGGCAACAAUUAAGUGUUUCUUUCCUUAAUACUAUUAAAAACUGAUAUUUUGUUUUCUUUCCAUUCCCCUUGUCUCCUGCAGAGACAAACAAUCAUGUUUUCAGUUGGUGUUGUACAUGCUGUGAGAUACACCUCUCCUGCAUGAACCAGCUUGGGAAACACAGACUUGCUUCCCUUAAAAGUCCUCAACAAUUUAUGUUGGCUUUGUGUAAAUAAAACGUAUCCAUUCGUCGAUUGCCUGUCCAAAGCUGCUGCAUUAAAUCGUUCUGGUGGUUUCUCUCCUCUCUUCCUGCUGCUUUCACACACAGGGCCGGCGUUUCCUAUAGGCAGUCACAGUGUGUGAGCACUUCCUGUCAGUCCGGCCGGAUACAGGAAACAGAAGCUCCUGUACUGCAGAUCGGACCGGAGCUCGGCCACGCUACAACAGUGCUAUGGGGGUGGGUGGGGAGACCAAUGAGGGGAGAGACCACUGAGGGAGGCAAUGGGGGAGAGACCACUGAGGGAGGGGAAUGGGGAGAGACACUGGGGACCACUGAGGAGGAGAGACUGCGGGGAGACCACUGAGGGAGGGGGAGAGAGACCUAGGGGAGACCACUGAGGGAGGGGGAGAGAGCACUAAGGGGAGGAGACCACCAGGGAGGGGAGGGAGUCCACUGAGGGGAAGAGACCACUAAGGAGGGGAGACCACUAACGGGGAGAGUCCACUGAGGGAGGGAGAGAGAAGGGGGACCAGGGAGAGGCGGGGGGGAGAGACCAUCGAGGGAGGGGGAAUGUGGGUGAGACCACCAUGGGAGGACGGUGAGAAGAAACCAAGGGAAGGGUGGGGGCUUAGAAGAGAUCACUAUGGGCGGGUGGAGGAGAGACCACUAGGGUAUGGAUGGGUGAGGAGAGACCACUAGGGUAUGGAUGGGGAGUGAGGUGAGACCACAAGGGUAUGGAUGGGGGGGCGAGUAGAGACCACUAGGGGAGGGUGGGGGAGAGGAGGUCACUAAGGGGGCAGAGGAGAGAAAGUCCACUAAGGGUGAGGGGAGACCACAAGGGGAAGAGGAGAGACCAUUGGGGGGAGGAGGGGAGAGACCACUAAUGCAAAGGGGAGAGGAGAGACAACUAAUGGGAGGGGGGCAGAGGAGAGCAGAGACCACUAAAGGGGAGGGGCAAGAGGAGAGUUCACUAAUGGAAAGGGGGGGGGGAGAAGAGGAGAGUACACUAAUACAUUUACACCCUUACACACUGAUUCUUCAGCUCUUGUUCUUCCUGUUUCUCUGAAAUUGGUUGAACAUAACCUCUGAAGACUGUGAGACACUUGGGGACACUGGGAGACUUAGGGACACUGAGAGUAUGUAUCACAGUGUCCCUAUGUAUCACAGUGUCAUGGGGACACUGUGAAUCAGUGCCCCAUGUCUCUGUGUCCCCAUGUUGCCCAGUGUCCCCCAGUGUCUGUGCCCCCAUGUCACUAGGGGACACUGAAAGUCAUGGGGUCUCUGAGAGUCAUGAGGACACUGAGACACUAGGAGACAUGGGCACACAGACACCAGGAACACUGGCUGGGAGACAUGGGGACACUGAGACACUUGGGAACAUUGUGCCCCUAGUGUCUGUGUCCCCAUGUCUCCCAGUGUCCCCAUGUGUGUCUGUUUCCCCAUGUCUGUGUCCCAUGUGUCUGUCUCCAUUUCUCCCAGCGUCCCCUAGUGUCUGUGUCCCCAUACCUCAGUGUCCCUAAGUGUCCCCAUGUGUGUCUGUUUUCCCAAGUAUCUGUUUCCCCAUGUCUCCCAGCGUUCCCAUGUUUUAGUAUCCUCAAGUGUCCCUAUGUGUGUCUGUGUCCCCAGAGAUCUCCCUGUGUCCCCAAGUCUCACAUUGUCCCCUAGUGUCUCAGUGUCUCUAUGUCUCCCUGCAGCCUUUACCCCAUCCCUCAUUUUUCUGAGGUGUAGGCUGUCUCUGCAGGCUGGGAGCUGCUGUCUGGAUUCUCUGUGCUGUUAGCUGCUCCCCCGUGGAUCAGUGAGUAGAGAGAUGCAGGUAUAUGCUGUAACUUCCUAUCCCUGCCUCUCUCCACACACACAGCGACUGGCUGGUUGGCUGGUAUUGCAGAGUAAUUUCUGUUUGUAUUGCCGGUAUUACUGCAAUAUCGGCACCCUUCAGGCAACCUCAAAUAAAUACUGGCUAGGUGGCAACCCUAAGAGUAGUUUGGUAAAAAAUAUAUAUAUAUAUAUAUAUAUAUAUAUAUAUAUAUAUAUAUAUUUUUUUUUUUUUUUUUAAAUCAAUGGAACUAUUGUAUGGGCCUGGAGCUGCAGCUCCAUCAUCCCCUAUGUUAAUCCGGCCCUGGGGCCAAUCUCUCCAUAACUACUCGAAUCAGCAACAGAAAAAGAAAACAUUACAUGGCUUAUUUCAGUAGGUAAAUACUUUAAUUUGUAUAUACGACAAACCCAAGUUUUUAAUCAGAUAGCAGUUAGCAUGUUCAGCUGAUAAAUAGUCGGAAAUUUAAAAUCUGGACCUUGAUUUUUAGCAUGUGGGUCCAUAUUUCAGCUAUCCAGCAGUAUUCGGUCCUGUGGAAAUCCUGACAUAAUUCUUUGUUAAAUACUGUGAACAAUGUCUAUUGUAGUCGGCAUGGCCCCAUACAUAACAAAAUGUUUUUGCCCUGUUCGGUGUGGAGCCAUUUGGAGUUUAGCAAAUGACACCUGUCUGUUUUUAUGCAGCUGUUAUCCCUUCUCUUAGGUGUGUCUAACAGGAGUUGCUGUUUUGAAAAAGGACAAAUAUAUGACUGGUUGUUCAUGCCUAUCAGUACAUUGACAAAUUUAAAUUCAUACAGUGUAUUCUUUUAUUUAUUUAACCCUUCACUACUGCAAACUGUUGUUACACGUGAGCACCCUUAUCCUGGUAUUUUUUUUUUUAUUUUUUUUUUGCUAUUCUGAAAUGUAAGAUGUGCAUUUAUUUUUCAUUGCAAUGGAUACAAAUGUCACAUUAUAGCAAAACUAUUAUAUUGUUUGUUUAUUCUUGUUUUAAUGGACAGUGAUAAGCAACUUCUAUAAGUCAGAUAAUAAUUAUAAUAAUAUCCUAAUACAUAGAAUAAUAAUAUAUCUGAAAAUAUAAUCGGAUACGAUAAUCUUGUGUUUUAUUGGCAAGUUUUUUUAAAAAUGAUGAGCAAAGUGUAUACAAAGAAUUGAGGUAUGGAUGUAAAUCUAAUUUUUUUUUGUUUGUUUUUUUUUAAUCAGAUUCCAAGGAAUCAGGCAAUUUAAGCUGCUGCUUUCGAUGGCUUCUUAUCUGGUUUAAACGUGAAUUUGCAUUCCAAGACAUCCUUCUUCUUUGGGAGGUCAGAGCAUUAUUUUUAUUUUAUUUUUUUUGCUAUCAGUGUAAACCAUAUCUUUAGAAAAUAUUAAUUUUGGCAAUACAUGACAAAAGGCAGAACUUCAGCCGUCAGCUUUGUCAUUUCUAUUUGCUAUUGAUAGUGAUGGCUAUGGUAAAAGACACACCAAUUUCUAUAGAGGACAUGGCAGUCUAUUGGGAUCUUCUGUUGUACUCUUACAAAAGUGAGAGAGCUCAAGGGUAACAGAGCUCCUAGCGGAUUAAAUACCAAGAAUUGGUUAAUUCUUCAAAAGAAAGAAGGUGGUGCCGGUGAGGGAGAGUUUCAGGUAAAUAUAUAUUUUAGCUUCUCUACACAUCAAAUGGGAAUAUCACCUUUUGACAUCUAAAAUAUGCCAAGAUGUUGAAAAUGACCGAGCCACUGCGAGUCUGCCCAUGUUACAGACCUUCCUCCUGCCCUUUUGUGAGACCAAGGAGAAGCAGAGUUAGACUUAGGCUGUCCAUUAAGUUUGGGGAAAGUAAUUUAGCAAAAAUUAAUAUAAAAAGAUAUUUAGGGCUAGGAAUAUGAAAAAAUAUUUGUGAGAGCUAGAGUUGGUUUCAGGUUAGAAUCAUAAUUGGAGUAACCAUAAUUGUACCCCUGAUCCUAGUUUUAAAUAUCAUUUUUCCUCCCUGUGGUUAGAGGCAGUAUAGACCUUAGGGAUAUUUAGCCAUCUUGCCCAGGACAGACCAUCUAUUUUGGAGGUAAAUAAAAAAUGAAAUCCCUCUCAUCUGCCCAUAAAGCUCCUGAUUACCUCUAGUUCCCAAGUUUUCUGCCUGUGGGUAGUCCCAUCACUGAACAGCACGGAGUGAGGGGGUCUGAGGCUCCUGGAGGGCUCCAUUUAGGUCUUCUUGUUGUCUUGUCAGACUUGUUGAGGUUGAUCUCUCUGCUUAUAAGAUGUUUGCUGGGUGAGUGCAUCCUUUUUAUAAUACCAUCUAUCAUAGCCGGGCGUAGGAAAUUAUGAAAGCACGCUAGUGUUGGCGUGCGGCUGGGAGGUAUUCCCGAGUGGAAUGUACAUCUGGGUGAUGUUGCGUUCCACUGCAGAUUACAAUGUGCAAAGUGACCUGAGUGCUUGGCACCAAAAUUUUGAUUGAGAAACCUUAAAUGCCACUAUUUUAAUCCAUCCACAGCUUCUGACAGCUGGGUGCUCAUUCAGAAUGUUGUUGAUGUGCUCUCACCUGCCCUCCAGGACACUAUGAGGCCUAUUAAGCAGGAACAUUUUCUAUUUUUAUUUACCUAAAGGGAUUCUGUAGUGUAAAGGAUACAAACAUUGAAAUGGUUAAACCUUUACUGUACUCACCCAAUUCCAGCGCUGAUCUUGCCUGGUGCUCGGUUGGAGUGGGGGGCCUUCAUGUGCAUGCGUGGUGAGUGCAUUAGGCCCUCCUUAUAGGAAAUACAACUGGUGCUGGAUUUUCUCAUGCAUAGCGUGAGGACGUCCAGCGUCAGGCGACCAAAAGUUGCCUAGCUGUCUGAUUGACAGCCACUAGAGGCAGUCUUAGUUCUGCAAUGUAAUUAUUGCAGUUUCUCUAAAACAAUGAGUUGAAGUGGUCUGGGUGCCUAUAGUGUCCUUUUAUGAUACUUACUCAGUUCCUUAUGCCUUGGUUUUAUUUAAUUUCUGUAUGCCCAAUUCUGAAACAAGUGAUAAACUAGUGGGAAAAAAAGGCUAGACCCUUGCCAAGACUAAACAUCUGUCAUCAUUUUUUAGCUGAUUUUAAUCUAAUCUUCAACAGACCUUUUUAGAUUUAAAAGUCUAUCUCUGAUGGUUCACACAGCUCUUCUUUUGAGUCCUUUGACUCGUUGGAUGAAUCUUUAGUUUUCCCAGAAGAAAACGUUCAUAUUUUCAAGCAUUAUGUAAUAUCAAGGAGAUUCUCAAAGGAAGCACAUAAGUAGAUAUUUUCCAUUUCAUCCUAAUUUUAAUAAAUGUAUGCCCAAGUGUCCAUUUAUAACGAACCAUUUUAAACAGUCUUCACUGUCAAAGAAAAAGACAAGGUCAUUGGAGAAUUUACCUAAUUUUGAUCUGCCUAUAGCCCAAUUAGGUAAGAAGACCACACUAACUAUAUGUUAUGUGGCAAGUUUUCAAGUUUUAAGGAAAAAAAACAACCUAAGAAAAGUGUUUUCUGUGGGAGCAGCACAAAGCUAUUUUUCUGGUUAAAUAAACAAAACAUACAAUUCUUUCAGACCAACUUUUAGAUAAAAAAUAAAAUAAAAUAAAAAGUAUUUUCAUGUGGACAAAUACUAAACCCAGGAGAUUGAAUGACAUCACUGGAUUUGUAAGAUGCCUACCUACACAUACCAAUUUUUUCUCCAUGCAGAAAGUUUCUCUGCUUUUGUAUUGUACGAGCUUUGCCAUUUGGCGUCACUUUGGCUACAAGAGUAUUUACUAAAAUUUUGGGUCUACUUGCCUCACACUUAAGGAAACCCUCAUUCCUUAUUUAGAUGACUGGAUAAUACUAGCACCCUUUAGAGACAGGCUUCUACGAGAUAUCAACACUACAAUUGAAUGCCUCAAAGAACAUGGAUAGAUCCUGAAUUGGGACAAAUCUCAGUUGAAUCCUGUCAAAAGAAUCCAAUUCCUGGGGUUAUUCGUAGAUUCUACACUCAUGAAGAUAAUUCUUCCAUUGGAAAAAUAAAAAACUGAUCCAGAUUCUCAAGUCUCUGUCCAGAAAGAAUUGAAGUGUAAGAGGGGCAAUGAGGGCACUUGGCCUAUUGACUUCAACAAUCCCAGCGGUCAAGUGGGCAAAAGCCAGAAUGAGGUCCUUGCAAACCAAUAUUCUGACAGAGUGGAAUUCUGAUUCUUCACUAAAUAACAUUUGGGAGUUGACUAUCAAGACUUUCAGUUGGUGGAUCAAGAUUCCUUUCAUGUCUGAAGGUCUGUCUUUUAAACUAAAAGAAUGGAAAAUAGUUGCGAUGGAUGCUUCAAUGUCCAGAUGGGGCACCCAUAUGGAUCAUAGAGCUGAGGUAUAUGGAAAACGCAAGACAGAAGGAAAUUCUCAAGUUUCAGAGAGUUAAAGGCUGUUCUUCUGGCUCUCAGGAGUUUUGGAAACCUAAUUUGAAAGAAAGACGUGCUAAUAAGAUCGGACAACAUAGUCGCAGUAGACUACCUAAACAACAACUGCUGCACCCGUGCCCCUCCUUUGCUCUUCUAUGUUCUCAAAUAAUGUAUUAGGCAGAAAAUUAUCUGAAUUCUAAUUCAGCAGUGUUCAUCAGAAGAAUGACAAAUACCUUGGCAGAUGCAGUCAACAGAGAUCUAAGACCAGAUUGGUCCCUUUCUUCAUGAAUUUUUAAUCUAAUAAGGUUUGGAACUCUUUCAAUAGACCUGAUAGCUAUCAGGCAAAACAGAAAAUGCAAAACCUCUCCAUGUCUUGGAAUUUCCAUAUAGCCUACAUAUUUCCAGUAUUGCCACUAAUUUAAAAAAUGUUGCAGAAAAUCAAGAAAGACAAAUCACUGAAUAUGUUAAUCCUACCUUACUGGCCAACAAGGACUUGGUUCUCAACUCUCAUAAACCUGUCUGGAAUAUCUGGAUUCUACCAGUUCAGGGGUAUAUUCUGGAAUACGACCUGGUUCCCGUUGACACUCUACAAAUGUUUUUUCUCACUGCCUGGCUUCUGAAUGCCAGAUCCUGAUGGAUAUAGGCCUGGAUCCAGAAGUAAUUUAUAUAUUUGUACAGGCUACAAAAGAAUCCACAACCAACUCUCAUAUUGUAUUAAAAGAGGCACAAAUGCGUGACUCUACUUUCUGACCAGUUUUAUUGCCACUGUCUGAGUUGUGGGGUUUUCAGUGAUAUUUAAGUAGCCGUCACGUUUUUGGUUAUACAUGAUCCCAGUUGUUUCUGCUCCUCUUUCUGGUGGGUGACAUUCACUUUUUUCUGGGUCUCCAGGAGUUCGGUCUUCCAAACCUUCUUUAAAUCAAACAUCAGUUGUUUUAUAUCACCCUUUGUAGAGAGAGAAGAAUCCUGAGUUGGACUCUUGAUGAACUCACCCUGGUCGAGAUGAGACGAGUGACUCCUUGUCUUCUUGUGACUACUCAGAGGCCCCCACAUCUCUGCGUGCCUUGGUUGCUAUUUUGGGAGGUAUCUAUAGCGUGGGCCUCUUGAAAGGAAAGCCUGAUAUCAGGCAAUCUGGAGCUCUCAGGGUGGCGAGACUUCUUAUGCUUGUAGCCCAUAGUGUCUUCUGGGGGACGGUAUAGAUUGUCGGUCUGUUUGGAGCCUGUGAACUGGAUAAAGUCGACUUUACAGUGGGGUAAAUGCUGGUGCUCAGUUGGCAACGCCCCCUUCUCCUUUUUCUAUGCUCUCUCUAUGUUGCCAAACAGGUGCAAAGUGAAUAGCUUAUACCAAUGAUUACUAGGGAGCCAAGAUGGAAACUCUAUUCCAGGAUAGAUGUAAAACAGUAAUGUGCAUUUCUGCAUUUAUUUUCAUUUUUCAUAUUGCAUAAAACAUUUGUUAAAUGUAAGGGCUGAGAAACAUACUACUUAAAAUCCUGGAAAGUAAUGCUUCCUCUUUAAAUAACAUCUUGGCAAAGUAAUCCUGCAGAAAAUAACAAUACGUCAUUAUCAGUUGACUCCAAAAAAAACAAAACAAAAAAAUCUUAUGUGUUUCCCUGGUAACGUGCUCUCUUUCCUGACGCAAUGUUGCAUCAUUUUCAGCUGCCUGAGGGCAAAUGAGAAACUAUAGGAACUGGAGUUUGACACUUACAGGCAUCAUGAAAAUCUAGCUUCACGUAACCUCCUGUAUUUGCAAACAUUGAAUUAUCUGUUAUUUUCUCCCAGGGAUAUUGUUUUACAUAAAUUACCGGCUGAGAGCGGGAAAUUGUAGAAAUUAGCAACAAAUUAACAACAAAGUGAAAAUGAUUAAUUUUUAAAAUUUUACUUUGCUGUGCUGUUAAGACAUGUAUUAUGCAGAAUAAUCUCAUGGCACGCAGUAUAAUGCUUAACACAGAUAUAGUUAAUCCGCCCUGGGUUCUACAUAUCUCUUUUGUAUUGAAAAGAUUCCAGACUCCCACAUAUCAGAUGUUCUUAUGUGAAAACCUACACAGAUCUUAAAGGAGAAGCCAGUAGUCUGUGAUUGGAAUCCCGUAGUGUAAGCACAUGCAUUGAUAUCCUUUUUUUUCUCCACAAUUAAGGUUCUUUGGACUGGUCUUCCAUGCCCGAACUUUCACCUCCUCAUUGGCUGUGGGAUUCUGGAUCUAGAAAGGGAAGCACUCAUGCAUUCUGACUAUGGCUUCAAUGAGAUCCUUAAGGUAUGUUAGGCUGUCUUGUGCUAUCAUUUUACUGUCCGCAAUAGCUUAUGGUUAAUAUUUAUGUUGUUUAGUGCUAAGUUAGUCAAGAUCUCCAUCAGCUAAAGAGACAUUUCCAUUUAACUUUAGAUCUAUUGACGUUAAGCUCAUCGUAUCAGAAACAAUUGAAUUAAGAUGUAAAAAGCUUUAUUGGGAGCAAAAGUUGUUUGCAGCAAAAUAAUGGUGAAAAAAAAAGAAAAAUGCAUGUAGUUUUGUAUUGUGUGCACACAAUGCUUAGAUAUUUCAAUGUAAGAAGUCUAGCUAUUUCUAAAAGUAAUUCUAAAGUGUCUAUUGAGAGGGCUGCUGCCACUGUAGAUCUUGCUUUAGCAAUGUCGAGAGAUUCUUUAUUUUUUUUUAUAUUAUACUGCCUCUCAUGGUCUCUUGACCAUGACUUCCUGUUAUAGCACAUAUCUACAGUUCUGUCUUCAAAUGCAGAUUAGACCAUAUUGCUGUAAUGUUCAAUGCAGUAGACCUUUGUGAACAGAAGAAUUUGAUUAAAUAAAAAUAUACAUAAAAAUAUAUAAAAUCACAAAUGCAAAUUUACAUAAUACUAUUAUUGUUUCUUCUUGUUUGUUCUUUUUUUUUUUCUCACUCCAACAUUUCUUUUGCCCUCCUUGUGAUCCUCCAGACCUUUAUUUAUCUGUCUUUUUGUUUCUGUUCAGCACAUUAACGAGCUGACCAUGAAGAUGAGCGUGGAGGACAUUCUGUGUCGGGCUGAAGCGCUGCAUCAGCAGUUGGCACACUGUCAGGUGAGCACCGAGGUUACUGCUGCUUGUGCCGCAGAACUGUUAGGAGUCUGUGACCUGUCCAUCUUCUGACAUUUCGCCAACUGCCCCUGGGCCGGUAUUGUUUGCUCCUUCGUUCAUAGAUUUAGCAUUCUGAAUAAAGAGCUUAAAGUAAGAGAUUUUAAUACCGUGAAAUAUAUAAUUAAAAAAAACAUGCACUGGAUUUCAGUGGGUGACAGAAGCAUUUAAAGUGUGCACCUGACCCUUGAGGUUGUAUUUGGUUUAGUGACUGAUUAUUUAGAAAUGAUUUAACUUAGUGUAAAGGCUGCCAAUCUGAAAAGUAUUUGCGUAAAUGUAAUGACCACCGGGGAACUAUUUGUGUUUGUGUAUUGACUGGCCAUAUGAACAUUAUUUUUGCUAAUGUGGUGACUGGUGAAAUAGAAAGAAUUUUGGCUAGUGUGGUGACAGACCACGUAAGAAGGAUUUGGCUAGCAUAGUGACUGAUCAUCUGGAAAGGAUUUAAUUUAGGUUAGUGACAUCACUGUAAGGUUGAUCUGGGGUAUUGUAGUAAAUGAGUUAAUAAAAUGUUUGACCUCUGUAAAAGAAAGCCAGCUCUAGAUUUGCAUUUUUGUUAAUUGAGUGACUGAGCACUUGACUUGGUUCUCAGUUAACUGAGUGACUGACCAAUGGGGAUGAAUUUUGAGUUACGCAGUGAUCAGCCAGCAGGAUUGUGUGUGGAUGCAAUGAUUGGUUAGUGGGAUUGGAAUUAAGUUAAUGCAGCGACUGACUCCUGCUAUUUAGUUUAGGUUAGGAUCGUGACUGGAUCUGAGUUAAUGCGUUAUUAUUAUUAUCGUUAUUAUCAGAUAUAGUGCCAAUAUAUCCCACAGUGCUUUGCAAUGACCAUAUAAAACCAGCAAAUAAUUGAGAAACAAAUAAAGAGGUCCAUGCUCUGAUGAGUUUGUUCUAAAAGUUGAGAAGUAUAAGAACAGUAGACAAAGAACAGCUUUUAAUAGGGGAGGACAGAAUGUUGAAGGAAUUCUUAAAACACUAUUGACUAGGGGAAGGUAUGAUAGAAUGAUGCUGUCAUUGAGAAGUCCUGAGCACUUGAGAGUAAGAGAAGAAAUGUAAUGAGGGGUAGAGUUGUUGGAAGCUUGACUAGGGGAAGGUAUGAUAAAAUGAGCUAAGCAUUCCAUGGCAAUGAAGCUGUCAUUGAGAAGUUCUGAGUACUUGUGAGUAAGAGAAGAAACGUAAUGAGGGGAAGAGUUGCUGGAAGCUUUAUAGGUUAGUGGCAGCAUAUUAAAUUGCACAAUAAAUGGUACAGGAAGCGGAGAGAUGUGAGAUUAUCAGCACUAAGGGAAGUUAAAUCUGGUAGCAGCAUUAGUUGUAUAUUGUAAUCAGACAUUGUGGAUUCUGGGAGACCAUAGUGAGUCAUGUGCAGUUAUUGAGACAGGGAAUGUAGCGCAUGGACAUGUGCUUUAGUUCAAUCAAAGUUAGAAAGGGAAGCUUAUGAGUAUUAUGGUUGAGGUGAAAGACUGAAUGAAUGUGGGGAGUGAGACCAGAGUCAUAACCAAGGCAGGAAGAUUGCAGAGUUAGGUUAAUGACUAUGGAGCAACACUGGAGGGUUGGUUUUCAAAAGAGGAAAGAUGAGCUCAGUUUUGGGCCUAGGUGUCUCUGUAACACCUUGCUAUCUUUUGGUUGUUAAGGACAGGGUUCAUAUGGAGCCUUCCCUUGGUUUCAUAUUGUUAUAUUUUCUGCUGGUUUCUAAUAGUGAGUAUAUGCAGAAAACAAGUAGUAGAAUUUAUGCUGGCCACAGUAAAUCCAUUAUCCCCACCGGAUCACCAAGGGCUGCCAUCUCUCCUCCCCAGGAUUGACAGUAAGUGCAGACUGAGCAGUGAUGGAAUCCCCAAAAAAUCCUGAAUAAAUGGUUCCUCCCACUACCUUAUUAAACUACGGGUUCAUCCAUUACUUUUCUUACUAAAUCAAUAAUAUUGGGAAAUAAAGCAAAUUUAGAUUUUCUUUCCUUUUGCCAAUAAUUCCAAGUCUUCUGCUCUGCUAUUUCUGUUCUGUUUUGUGCAUGGUACUCCCCGCUUAGCUACACCAGCUCACUUGCAGACACAUUUUAAGCUUCUUAGUAAGAAAAUGAAUGAGUUCUGAUAUUCAAGGGCACAGCAAUGGAAAAUGCAGUGCAGGGACUGGGUCACCCACUGAAAUCCAGUGCAAUCGAAACAUAGAUUGACAACUCAGUGUUUGGCUAGCUAAUCAAUCCGAGGGCAGCAUAUUCUCUUGCUCUCCUAAUAUUCCCGAGUUAUUGGCUGUUUUUUGUUUAUAUGAAGAUCUAGAGGAAAAUGUCUACAAAAGGUUUUUUCCCAUAACCAUGAUAGGAUGUAUUUUUAUAUUUUAGGCCACAAAAACUGAAAUGGAAAGUUCUUACAAGUUUGCUAUGCUAUAAUUUCAGCUGUUUUCUAAAACGUAAAAUGCAGUUGGAUUCUCUUUGAAUUCCCCAUAUGUUCACACUUUAGUGAAUAACUGUAUGGCUUAUAAUUAAUUGCCAGCAGGUAGUGAUGUCCCGAACGGUUCGCCGCGGACGGCGAACAUAUGCGCUGUUCGGUCCGCCCCCUAUGUCAUCAUUGGGUAAACUUUGACCCUGUACCUCACAGUCAGCAGACACAUUCCAGCCAAUCAGCAGCAGCAGACCCUCCCUGCCAGACCCUCCCACCUCUUGGACAGCUCACUAAGAAUGCAGCUUCACAAUGAAUGUAAAAUGGAUGCUGUCCAGGAGGUGGGAGGGAGGGUCUGCUGCUGAUUGGCUGGAAUGUGUCUGCUGACUGUGAGGUACAGGGUCAAAGUUUACUUUGAUGACAUAGGGGGCGGACCGAACAUCGCAUAUGUUCGCCGUCCGUGGCGAACCGUUCGGGACAUCACUACCAGCAGAGUAAUAAACAAAGGCCAAAACAUCACUAAGUUGACCGAAACGAGAACAUUCACUAGUUCGUAGACCUCUUUUAUUUGGGUUGUAAAUACACAGAGAGAUUAUGAAUGCAUAUUUUCAUUGUGUUUGUUUUUUUCCCAUUAUUUUUUUUUUCUCACUCACAGGAAUUACCUCUUAAUGUUAAAGAGCUUCUUGGCCUGGUAGAAAUCAAGAGUCCAGCCCCCAGCACAGACACAGCCAGCCCUCCCCAGCCCCUCUCACCAAGCCAGGUCCACGAACUGGAUCUCACUGACAGCGUGUCGCCCAGCCAGCCUGACAGCAGUAUUGAAAUCCUGCCCACAGAGGAUACUACAACCUCGCAAAGUCUGUCACCUUGACCAGUUGACUUUUACACCAAACUCCCUUCUCCAGGCACCUUAACAUCUCCGCUCCAUGUGCACUUACAUUAACUGAUGCUGUUAUAAGACUUGUUACUUAAGUAACGCACAAAGGCUUCUGCACUCCUAACUCUGUCUUGUACAUAGUCACUGCCCUUUAUUUUUUCCUUUUUCGUCAUUAGGAACGGGCAGAAGCAAUAACGUUACGAUCAUAACUCAUGUGUGACUGUUUGGACUAUCAUUUUUAUCUCCUCGCUGACUUGUUAAUACACAUUACAACAUUUGUCAACGAAAAAUGCUCAUUGACUGAAAGUCUCCACGCCUCAAUAAGUUACAAAAAAAUGAAGGUUUUUUUCAUUUAGUUCAUUCACUAGCCAGUAUGCUUUUCUAAGGGUCACAACGCAGUCUCCGGGUUUCUGUGACAAUAAGCAGAGUUGUGAAAUUUCGUUGGGGUGUUUCUCCCACAACUUUUAAUUUUUUCUUAAACUUUGCCACUUUCCGAUGUCAGGCUGUUACAUAUUGCUGUUUAGAGAAUACAUUCUCAAAUCUCGAUGUGAAUUAAGAUGGUACAAGCUAGAGUAGAAUGUAUUGGUAAGUUAUUUUUCAAACUUUAUACGGUAAGUGCAAGCUUUUACUACGGCCAUCAUUGUAAUCAUUAGGGAGCAGCAAAAAUCCUAUAAUGUCAGCAGUAGGAUGUGCCAGCAAGAUUGAUUAUCAGUCUCUUCUUUAUAUAAAAGCAAAAUGUUCUGACUUUCAGAAUUCACAGCAAACCUUUUAGUGUGAGAAUACCAAACAGGGCAUGCUGCAGGUACUGCUCCAGAACACAGCAAAUGAAGAGUUAAUUUUAAAAAACCAACAACAUUAUUCAUGUUUUUUUGCUUUAAAAGAUCAAACGUGCAGAUUAAGGUCAGAUUUAAUUAGGACAUUUUAAUCUUUUUUUUUUUUUUUUUGGGCAAAUGUAUAUUUACCAAACGUCAUAUUUAUGUGAGCUGACGACUUACUUGCAAAAAGUUUGCCAAACUAGCAAAGCUGGUACUUGGUUCAGUUCGUCUUUUUUCUGGCUUACAUUUUUGUUAACUAAAUAAAUAGCUAAAUCAAAUCCUGACGUUUUCCAGCUUCCUCGUGAACUCGCUAUAUAGAAUUCUCACGUGCAAUUAUUACCGUUUCUUAAUUCAGCUGGUGUGCUUCCACUCCGCUCUAAAGUAGUCAUAUCGAUGUAUGUUAAAAACGUGACAUAAAAGUAUUAUUUAAUCUAUACAUUUGCUUGCAAUUUCGUUGGUGAAAUGCAUAAACGAGAUGUCUCUCUAUAUAAGGGGUGUCCAAAAUGUAGAUCCCCAGAUGUUGAACUACAACUCCCAUGAUGCUUUGCCUGCCUUUUAGAAUGACAAAGUAUCAUGGAAGAUGCAGUUUUUCAACAUCUGGGAUCUCUCUUUUGGGCACCCCUGCUCUGUACAGUUGAAUCAGGUCCUGUUUGCUUGAUUGGAUUAUGAAUAUAUUCAUUGCAAAUAACACUAUUCAUGUUAUUCACUAAAGACUGAAUUGCUGAGUGACUUUCAUGUUUUGGGCCGAAAUAGCCAAAUUGGAACCAAAACUGACUUGGAGAAUAUUUUUAAUUCAGAUUUUGACCUAAAAUGUGGAAAUAAUUUUACUGAAGUAUGCUGUGAGAUUUGAAAGUAAAAUACUUAACGGCGCAGUUUGCUGUUGCCAUAGAAAUCAUAGAAAUCCAAUCAAUGUUAUCCUUUUUACAUCUACUAUUAUGAUAUAUUAUGGUUACAUAUAGAAAGUUACUAGACAGAGGCAAAGUAUGUAAUUGACUGGCUGUUUGCAUUUGCCACAGUGAAACCCUUUGUAGUGCGCUUUGUUUGUGACUCCAGCUGAAAGUGUAGAAAUUAUUUAGCAACUUUUGUGUGUCACUGAAAAGACUCGACAAUACAUGCAACUGAAGUAUGUUGUUAUGCAGUCAAUGAAGCAUAUAAAGGCGUACUAACUAUUUAAUGCAGUUUGUCACAGUGACCGUUCACAAGUAAAUUGCAGUAAUGAGUUAAAAAAAAAAGGGCUUAAAGCAUUUAGUACAGUAAUUGUUAUUUUAAGUAUACCUAAAAAAACUGCUUUUAAACUACGGCAUUUUUCUGUUUCUGCUUAGCACUCCGCUGCCUGACAGAUGACAGUCUUAAAAGGCUUCAGUUUAAUCUUAUAUUGACAUGCACUUUGAGCAGUGAUUUUUCUGUUAUUUCAUUUUUUCCAUCAUUUCUGCUGAUCUCACCCCAGAUUGCUUUAGUGGAUCUGUAAAAUGAGUGGCUUCAUCUCAAACCAUUUUACUUGGUGAUCUUUAUUAACCAGUUGAAAGCACUUAAAGGGACACUAGGCACCAUCACCACUUCUUUUGAUUAGUUAUGGCGACUUGGAGUCCCCUGGAACAAUUUGGUGUUUUCGGUUAACAUUGAAUGUGUAUCCCUCGUGGCCUACAGCCGGGCAACUCUCUGCUACAUAUGGUGACUCUUUAACUAAUUGAUCUUUACAAAACGUCAUCACUUCAGGUGACCUGACCUAAUAGGAAGGGGUGAUUUUUACCUUUUAAUGCUCUCCUUGUAAUAGCUAGAGUAGGUGAUCUCCUUUCAAAUCACCUUGGAAGAACAUUUUUUUUUAGGUGACCGAAAAAAUUACUUUGCCUUAAAUUAUUAAUAGUAAUUGAUAAUUAGUAGGAGAUCGUAAAAAGAUGAGGUCACUGCAUCUCAAAAUCUUUAGGUAGGUGAUCUGUUUAUGGUGUGAUCAUUAAUUUGACAAAUUAUUCCGAUAGAAAAUCCUAAUAGGUGAUCACCCCAUGCCAAUAGGCAAUCUUUGUUAGAAGAAGUAAACUCCGUUCAUCUCCAAUUAAUAGUUAUAUAUAUAAGAAAUUUAUAUUACCACUGACACACAGGCAAAAGAAUAAAAUAAAACCACAUAAUUUUUCUAGUAUUAUAAUGGGGACUUAAUUUAACAAUUACAGUUGCUUUUACAAUAUAUUCAUUUUUUUCCAAGUUGGUACAUUUAAUAAAUACACCAAGUGCUAGAUAGUGCAGUGAUUUCCAAUGGGAAUCACCAUUAUCAUUGUAGGCCUAUAAUACAGGAUACACAAAAUUACUUGUCUGUUCGAUGCUAAUUACAAAAAGGUUUGGGCUAAUAUAAUUUAAACAGUGUGUUUGUUAAACUCUUGAACUUUUUAUAUACUUUCUAUGUGUAUCAUAUCCAACUGUAUUUGUAUUCUGUGUAUACUUUGCAUACAUAUUAUAUAUAUGCCUAGAGUGGGUAAUGUCAGUAGGAGAGUUGGCGUAAAAGACUGUAUUUUUGUUAACGCUAAUGUAAUGUAAUUUACCCUAAAACACCUGGACAGCGGGUGGUUUGCUAGAGACUGUUGCCAGUGGGUGGUUGGAUUGCAAUUGCCAUCGGGCAUUAUUCGAUGACUGUGAUGGGAGCUUUCCCACCAAUCACCAGGAAGUUACAUCUUUUUCCACCCUUGUUUGUUGUUCUAUUAAAAAGGGAAUUCAAGCUAGCACUGGAUUCAGACAUUUAAUUUUCAGUGUAGCUUCUCUGCCUCGCUACAUGCCAAGUUCCCUAACGUUGUGAAUUUCAAAAUAAAAUUACAGCUAUGAAUACCCUUGUGUAAUGACAUAUAUCACUUUAUUUGGCACGGUGCCUACCUCUUUGGAUAAUGGUUUUCCUUCUUAAAAUGCAUUAAAAAGAAAAGCAAUAUUUAACAAACAUUAUUGCUUUGCUUGUUUCCAGACAAGGACAGAGAUGUUUGUUUAGAUUCACUUUACAAAAUUGAAAGCUGCAGCAAUUUUAGCCCCCAUUGCCGAUAGCAUGGGCAGAGUUUCCAAAGCCUAAUGUAACUGUGAUGGCCCCCUGGCUUACUGAUAAACUAAUAACAUUUAUUCAUAUAAGCAAUUUUCUCCUUAAGGGGUUAAGAGUUAUUGGCACCUGCUUUCUGGCCUAACUGAAUCAUGAUAGAUAAAAAUAUAUCAUCAUUAACAUACUUUGUGAUCUAGAUAUGACUUUGACACAGAUUAUUCAACAGCUUCAUUUUUCUGUUGUACUAGCACAUCUUAAACGGGAACUAUUAGAAGGCUGAACAAACUUUGCGUACAAACAUUUAUUUCCAAGUUUGAUGGUACACAGGUUAGUGUCGCUAUGUACUAUCAAGGGGGGUGUGCAGGUACUCGGCUCCUCCUUCUUUAAAGGGACACUGUAGUCACCAUAAUAACUAUAGCAUAAUGUGGUUGUUUUGGUGAGUAUAGUUUGUCCCUGCAGGCAUUUUGCUAGCAAAAAGACUGUUUACAUUACAGCCUAAGGACACCUUCAGUGGCCACUCCUCAGAUGGUACCUGGAGAUGCUUCCUGGGGAGGUGGUGCACAGUGUGCAACACUGACGUUCAGCAUCUCCACUCUCGGCAUGGAGAUACUGAACUUUCUGCGUAGACAUGCAUUGAUUAAAUGCAUCACUAUGACGAGAUGCUGACUGGCCAGGGUGGCGUUUGGCUCCACCCCCACACCUCCUUGUGAUCUUUGUGAUUGGCUGAGAUCACCACUGCUGAUGAUGUCAGCCAAGGAGACAGAUCGGGGUGGAGCCAGCGCCUGCAGACUGGAAUAAAGGUAGGAUAUAAGAGUGCCAGGGGGGCUAGAUGGUGUUUUUAACACUAUAGGGUCAGGAAUACAUGUUUAUAUUCCUGACCCUUUAGUGUUCCUUUAAUCUUGACUUUGCUCAUGUGGAAUAAUUUGGUCUACAACCGACAGUACUUUUCACAUUUGCCACAAAUGGGUUAUGACCAGUUAUUUAUAGCCUUUCUUUGCUCCAUCUCCCUUACACAUGCCAAUAAUUCUGCAUUGAAUUAGUGACACUUUGUUUGGGUGGUCUGUGAUGGUCUUUGUGUACCAAAUGUAUGGUCUGAAUGCCGAUUUUGAUUUGUUUAAUUUCUUGUAAUCCUUACUAUCUUUAUGGGUUUUGGCAUUCAACCUUUUUAUUUAAUUUAGUAUAUUUACAUAUAUAUAUAUAUAUUAUCCCUCUCUUAUAUAUCUAUACCUCUCCUUGGCUCAUUCACCUCCACUAGUAGUUUUAUCCAAUUGGUAUAUUUUUAAAUAUGCUCAGACUAUCUCCCCUUUUAAAAUGGGUUCAGGUUACCUCUCUCUUUUUUUAAAAUAAUGUUCACUGUCAUACGUAAUGUUUAAUGAUUGUUACUCUUUAUGUCUUUAUGGACCCUAUUAAGGAUUGUUUAAUAUCAAUUGGUAUUUUAAAUCCAGUUAGUCCAUUUAUACUAAUGCACCGUCUUAUUUCCCACACUUUGCCCUCAUUCAAUAUGUCUGAUGGAGCUCUUGGGACUUUUUGAUAUAUUUGUAAUGAGCUGCCAAUACGUCACUAUCUGCUGACAUGGUACAAAGGGCAGGGCUACACAAAGAUGGACAGACGCUACAACCCCAUGAAAUACUUCUUUGUAUACCUGCAGAUGCAAGACUACAUACACCAUGAACCUAUGCAAGGUAAUGAUUGCGAUGCGUCACUUCCGGGUGACGCGCACAACCAGGAAAUCCAUUAAACACACCGGAUCAUACUGAUUACCGAUAUACAGCCUAUAUAAACCAGAACAGGACAGGAUUAUCCACAGUUCUGAGGAAACCCAGCCAAGUGAAACGCGUUAAGUGUGGUACUGGAAGAUUUCAACUUAUUACAAUUGCUUUAUAUAUACAUAUUAAACCUGUUUACUAUAUAUUAAUAAAGUAUUUUCGUUUUUAUUUGAGUUCAUUUUUAUUAUUUUAACAUCUCAUACCUGUCAUCGUAUUUCCUGGUUCAUCCUGCAUAUCCCAGGUGGGGAUAAUACCACCAACGCAAGUCAUUGCUCU
Messenger RNA from Pelobates cultripes (western spadefoot toad), 57272 nucleotides. The record is from the annotation of a GenBank genome assembly. NCBI's taxonomy places the organism in Eukaryota, Metazoa, Chordata, Amphibia, Anura, Pelobatidae.